Molecule: messenger RNA, 50299 nt
Organism: Pelobates cultripes (western spadefoot toad)
Lineage: Eukaryota; Metazoa; Chordata; Amphibia; Anura; Pelobatidae
Source: the annotation of a GenBank genome assembly
AUGUGGAAUAAAUUAAUGAGAAUGGAUAACCAUAAACAUGUAAUCAAUAUUACUUCCACUAGUCAGGUAAGCGUUUUGGAAUCUUUUGCUAUACUUAAAGGAAAAUAGUCAUCAUUUUUAUUAUUGAUUUUAAAUAAGAAACUGCAUGCAUUAUAUAUUAUUUUUUACUUUAUAUUACUUUUUUUUCAGUGCAUCUCUUUACUUAGCCUUGACCUAUGGGCCUAUGGGGGCACCUAUCUUUAGUCCUCUUUGGUCAGAUUGAACUUUUUUCUUUUUGUUAAUGUGUUUUAUUUGGGUUUUUAAGUUCAUCAAGCGUUAACACAGUAUGACACUCAGGUCUUAAGGAUAAAAGGUCUGCAGGCAUCAAGUCAAAAAGCAACAAUUAGAGAAUGGACUUGCAGGAUCUUAUAUAUGGCUAGAAGCCAUGCUGGUAAUCGAGAAUUAGUGAACAAAUGCUGAAAUCAUGAGAAAGAGCUAAGCAUCUCAAAAAUGCACUCUAGAACAAUACAUACCUUCAAAUUGUGUCAGGUUUUAGCAUUUGGUGCUCCUAGCCAAACACAGCCAGAGGUGGCCACAUUAUCAAACAAUAUUUAAAAAGAAAACUAUACACACAGAAGCUUUGUUACAUGCAAAUUGUUAUCAGGAAUAAUUACAAAAAAUAAUGAUAGUUUUCCAGUGAGUUGCAAAUGUUUUUAUACUUGAAAGAGAUGUUAAAAGUUGCUUGUAGUUUUCUGAUCGUGUUAAAAAAAUAUAUUUUUUAUUAAACGCAAGCUUAGUCAACUACAAUGUGCAACUGUAUUGUCAUAUCUAUAUUACUAAGAGAUAGGGGUGGCUGUGUGGUUUUAUGUGGGCUACAGCUAUGCGUCAAUUUACUUAAUCCCCGUCACCUUACAUAAACGCCUAAUUGAGUCACCAUCUUAUUUAAUUGAAAUGAAAGUACAGUUUGGUGUUUUUGCCUAUAUAAAUAUGUGUUUUUGUUUAUAUAAAUAGAGAUAUUUUAACAGGAACAUAAAUUGCACCUUCCUGUGAUGGUUAAGAGAAGGAUACAAGAGAUGACUCUGAUCUGAUCUGUUCUACUAGGGCCUAUCUCUAAAUCAAAAAGUUUAGAUAGGUAAAAUGCAGAUUUGUAUGUUUUUAUUUAGUCAUUAAUUACUACUUGUUAUCAAGUGCAAUGUGAUGUUCUUUGACGGAUGUCAGGUUUUGUAAAUGUUUUCCAAAUCCUUAUCUCUUUCAGUAAAAAAAAAUUGCUAUAAAAUAAUGAUUUAUAUGAUAAAUGUGUUGCAUUAAAUGUAUUUCACUAUGAUUAAGUACUUUGAUUUAUGGCCAAAAUUAUGUAUAUAUAUAUAUAUAUAUAUAUAUAUAUAUAUAUAUAUAUAAAUAUUUUGUAAACUCGCAUUUGUUAUUGCCUGGCAGGUGAUGGAUGGAGAAAAUCGGACUUUGGUUAAAGAAAUUCAUCUUUUGGGAUUCCAAGCUCUUCAGAGCUUCAAGAUAAUCUACUUCUUACUGUUUCUUGCUCUAUACAUUGUGACAUUGACUGGGAAUAUCAUGAUUGUCAUACUGGUGUCAGCCAGUCCCAAACUAAACCAUCCAAUGUUUUUCUUCCUUGGUCAUCUUUCUAUAAGUGACAUCAUACUAACCACAAAUAUUGUUCCUAAUAUGCUAUGUAUCAUACAAAGAGGACACGGUAGCAUGUCUCUUCCAUCUUGCAUUGUCCAACUUCAGUUCUUUGGAAUUUCAUUAGGUACGGAAUGCCUACUCCUUACUGUAAUGUCCUACGACCGCUAUUUGGCCAUAUGCAGUCCAUUACAUUACAACACGAUUAUGGACACCAGACUUCGUCUUUCCCUUGUUGUUUCUUGUUGGGUAUUAGGGUUUAUAAUAUCCUUUGUAACUGUAAUACUGGUAAGUCAAUUAAAUUUUUGUGGACCAAAUAUCAUUGAUCACUUUUUCUGUGACUUAGUUCCCCUUUUACAGCUUUCUUGCUCAGACAUUUCUGUUGUGCAAAUAGAAAAUAUUGUCCUGGCCACUCUAUUGACACUCUUUCCAGCUAUAAUUAUCAUUGUGACCUACAUUUGUAUUUUCAUCACCAUACUUAAAAUUCCAUCAACCUCUGGGAGACAAAAAACGUUCUCCACUUGCAGCUCCCAUCUGGCCGUUGUAUCUACUUUCUAUGGAACGCUGGUCACACUCUAUGUUAUUCCCGCUGAUGGUCACUCGUUGAAUGCUAACAAGGUUCUGUCUCUGAUUUAUACUGUUGUGACUCCAUUAUUUAAUCCUAUUAUUUAUAGUCUGAGGAACAAGGAGAUAAGAAUUGCAUUGGAUAGGUAUGUAUUUUUAUUGAAGAGAUAAAAAUGAGGAAAUACCACAUUUACUUAAAUCUAAAGCACACCUUUUUUGUAAAAAAAUAAUGUUUCCAAAAUUUGAACGUGCAUUAGAAUUGAUAACGCAUUACAUUUAGAGACAAAAUUCUGAGGAACAAGGAGAUAAGAAUUGCAUUGGAUAGGUAUGUAUUUUUAUUGAAGAGAUAAAAAUGAGGAAAUACCACAUUUACUUAAAUCUAAAGCACACCUUUUUUGUAAAAAAAUAAUGUUUCCAAAAUUUGAACGUGCAUUAGAAUUGAUAACGCAUUACAUUUAGAGACAAAAUUCAGAAUUUUCCAGCAAAAUAAAACUGGUGAAUUAAAAUUAGUGAAUUCAAACAGACAAACUCAAACGGACUAAAUCAAACAGACAAAUUCACACAGGCGAACCUCAUUCUGGCGAAUUCAAAUAGGCAAAUUUCGUUCUGGUGAAUUCACACAGGCAAAUUUUGUUCCUGAAAUUAUUUAUAGAGUUCGCGUUAUAGAAUGACAAUGAAUAUAGUGAAAAUAAAUUGUAAAAUAGAUUGAAAGUAAAAUAAAUGCAAACACAUUAAAAAUAAUCCAUUAUGUAAAAUGUAUCAAUAAUUGUUCAGGAUUUACGUUUUCCAAAAGAGGAUCAUAAGAAGUAAUAAUAAUAGUACAAUAAUUAUGCACUAGAGGUAAAAUAAACAAGUAAAGCUAAAAGCGCACGCACAGGAAGUUGCAGAUAGAGAAAUUUUCUUUAAAUUCAAUGUCUUAACUUUACUGCACGACAACAAUGAAGAAAAAGAUUUAACACUGUUCUCUUUGAUUUUUAAGUGGCUAACAGCUUUGGCAAGUAUGCCACUGGGAUAGAAGCCGUCGAAAAGGGGGGCACUGCUAGUUCAGGCUUAUAUCAGUGACUCAAAUUGCAUUACUGAUGUGCCUUCUAAUGACUUUGCUCUCCUGUUCCCACUGCAGCCAGCUUUAGAGUGAGUAGAAAAGUACACUGGAAUCAGCAGGGUGCUGUAGAACCAACUCACUUAGUAUAGGUCAGUUUCCUACCAAAGAAAGUAUACAGCAGGAAAGGAUCAUAUGCUUCAACAUCCUUGUCUUUUGUAGAGCGUUGCUUAGCUGCUUGUCUGUGCCUAGACUCCAUUGAAUCCACUGAAGUCCCAGCAGCAACUGCUUGUUUAGGUGAGCACGCAUCUGCAGUGUGAAUCUACACUGCCUGUAUCAUGAGACCUGAUCACCCCUAUUUCCUGAGUCCUACUCUUCCCUACAUUCCAAGGCCUGUCUCCACUGUAUACUGAGACUUGCUCUCCUUUGCAUCCCGAGAGUUGCUUUACAUUCUUUCCUGAGGCCUGCUGUCCUUUGUAUGAGGUCUGCUGCCCAAUGUAUCCUAAAGCUUGCUCUUCCCUGCAUCCUGACGCCUGCUCUCCAUUGUGUUCUUGGUUUAAAGGAUCACUAUAGUGUCAGGAAAACAAACUCGUUUUCCUGACACUAUACAACCCUUAGGUCCCCCCCACCCUCAGGGCCCCCCUUCCCUUGAUGCUGAAGGGGUUAAAUCCCCUUCAGUUACUUACUUUAAUCCAGCGCCAGGCUCCCUCGGCACUGGUAACCCCUCCUUUCACUUCGACGUUGGCUCCCGAGUGGAGCGGAAUGCGCGGCAAGAGCAAUGCUUUCCUAUGGACGUUCUGCACGCUGAAUGUGUUGUCGAUGUUUGGUCUACGUCUACUAGGUCGGUUAUCUUUCGCUCAGUUUCCAUUGGAAUUCUCUAGGCUUAAACAGAGAGGAUUUUACGUACGUUGUGAUUGGUGCAUGGUCCGAGUCUCCGAAUGAGCCAAUAUCAGAGGAAAUCAGCCACGCUAGAUACUCCUGUGCUAUAAAGAGGUAGUCAAUCCUGCAAUAUUCGUUGUGAAGGCGGAAUAGUAGGAGUAGUCCCUGGUAUCAGGGUGUGCCACCCUCCAGCAGUCCACGAGCCCCGCUCUGCGCAAGGCCAUCUUUGCCCUUCUAAGGGAGUGGGGGAGGUAUGGUGCAAUAACCUGCCUGGAAUCCAGGGGCAUAUUAAGAUCUCCGGCCAGGAAUAAUAGACCUUCUCUGAAUUUUUCCAAAAGGGAUAUUGUUUUAGUCAGGAAGGUGUGUUGCUUCGUAUUAGGGCUGUAUAUUGAGGCAAAGGUAUAGGUGUGGUCUGCUAUAGUUCCCUUUCCGAAGAGGUAUCUACCCAUUGGGUCGGAUUCUACAGCCCUGCACAUAAAUUGUGUGCAAAUAAGCCCCGGUCCCUAACCCGAUCACCCCCGCACCAAGCCCUGGUGAUGUGUGUCCGAUCCUGUACAUUCUCUGCACUGCCCUGGUUCCCACCCAAGUGGUCAGUGUCACCACCAAUUCUGCUCCAAAAUGGGCCAGGGAAGAAAAGGGGGGUGAAAAAGAGGGGGAUCCCGGUGCGGUAUUGGUUGAAGACACAAGGUCCCCAUUGUGGUACAUACCCGUGUCCGGCUAGUCAGAGGGAACGUAGGAGGGCAGUUCCCGUGCGGGGGGAGGACCCGCUGCGCUUAUUCUUCAGGCCUUCUAGGCCCACAUCUCUGCAUGCCUGUAAGUCGGUCUCUCCGUUCGAGCGUUUGGCGAGUUGUCCGACUGGGGGGGUCUAUCCAGAAUCCAAUUGGGGAUCCGAACCGCUGGCAGGUUCAUCACUCGGAGGAAGCCAGGGACGUUAUUCGGCCACAGUAUGGAGUGCCAUCGGUUGUCUCUUUUGGCCUGCAGGCUGAAGGGGAAUCCCCACUUGAAUUGAAUUCUCCUCCCCUGGAGCAUUUGUGUGAGCAGCCUCAGUGCACUGCGGGAAUCUAGCGUUAGGACUGACAAGUCUUGGAACAGAGACACCUGAUUGUCCAUGUACGGCAGGGAGGCUUUUGGUCUGGCCAAUUGAAUUAUGGCUUCUUUUACUUGGAUGGAUAGUAGGCAACAUCUCUGGGUAAGCCAUCCCGCCUGGGUGAUCUGAGUGCCCUCUGCGCUCUUUCAAUGUUAAAUUGUGCAGGAGCAUCGUCGCCCAGAAUGUGUGUGAAUAGGUGGGUCAAGACGUAGGGUAGUAAUUCGUCCUCACUUUCGGGGUGCCUUCUGGUGCAGAUCUCCUCUCUGAUUACCGUGCAGCGUUCCAUUACCAGGUCCGUCGAGUCACUUCACAUCAGCAUAUUGGCUGAAAUUGAGGACAAUUCUGCUGAGAUCUGUUACUUUUUUUGGCAAUAUGUUAUCUGCUUAUAGGAUGACAUAUAUGAUAUCAUAUGACAACACCACAAUGAUUGUUGCCUCUGAAGUACUGGACACACUAUUGCCACUAGAGAAAAUGCAUGACUGUGUGGUUCAUCUGUCAGCAAUGGAUGCAGCUAAAAUGCUUAAAUCAUCAAGAAAUAUAAUUAAAGCUUCUCCCACAAUCGUUGCACACACACCUUUUUUGUGUGCUGUAAGGUACAUUUCUUUUACAGUCUGAUUUGUCUGAUUUGUCCAAAUAACUCUCACUAUUUUCACUGCUCUUGUAGACAUUGUCGAGUUUGGUCUCAGAAAUAGGAUAUUGGUGUAUGUUAUCCAAUGCAAUGCAUAAUGAGUACUUGAUUUUUCAUUUUGGUGGCAAACAUUUGUGUCUGCCACACUAAGAUCAGGAGUAGAUUCCACAAUUACAGAAAGUCUUGAAUUAUUCUGUUUUUAUAGGUCUUUCUGAGGUAUAUUUUCUAACUUUCAACUUGAUGAUAAUUGUUGAUCUUGUUCAGACAUGAUGUCACAAUCUAUUAAAGCAGGGUUUCCCUAACUUUUAUGGGCCAAGACCCACUUGCUUUUAAUGCAUAUUUUAAAAAUGAACACCAUGCCAAUCAGCUUUAGAGGCAUACAUUUGGCACACAAUGGCAAUAAUGUUAAAGGCAUACAAUUGGCACACUAUGGCAAUCAAUUUUAUAAGAGUGGAAUUGGCACAGCAUGGCAAUCAGCUUCAGAUGCAUACAAUUGGCACACCAUGGCAAUCAUUUUUAGAGGCAUACAACUGGCACACAAUGGCAAUCAGCUUUAGCUACAUAAAAUUGACACACCAUGGCAAUCAGCUUUACAUGCAUAAACUUGGCACACCAUGGCAAUCAGUUUUAGAUACGUAAACUUGACACAUCAUGGCAACUUUAGAUGUAUAAAAUUGGCACACCAUGGCAAUCGGCUUUAGAGGCAUAACAUUGGCACACUAUGGCAAUCAGUUAUUGAGGCAUAUAACCGGAACAUAAUGGCAGCUAUAGAUGCAUAAACGUGGCACAUCAUGGCAAUCAGUUUUAGAUGCAUAAACUUGGCAUAUCAUGGCAACUUUAGAUGUGUAAAAUUGGCACACCAUGGCAAUCAGAUUUAGAAGCGUAAAAUUGUCACACCAUGGCAAUCAGUUUUAGAGGCAUACAAUUAGCACACCAUGGCAAUCAGCUUUAGACGCAUACAAUAGGAACAUCAUGGCAGCUUUAGAUGCAUAAAAUUGGCACACCUUGGCAAUCAGCUUUAGAGGCAUACAGUUGGCACACCAUGGCAAUCAGUUUUAGAUGCAUAAACUUGGUGCAUCAUAGCAACUUUAGGUGUAUAAAAUUGGCAAACCAUGACAAUCAGCUCUAGAGGCAUAAAAUUGGCACACCAUGGCAAUCAGUUAUUGAGGCAUACAAGUGGAAUAUCAUGGAAGCUUUAGAUGCAUAAAUUUGGCACACCACGGCAAUCGGCUUUAGAUGCAUAAGUUUGGCACACCAUGGAAAUCAGCUUUAGAUGCAUAAAAUUGUCACACUAUGGCAAUCACUUUUAGAUGCAUAAACAACCUCACGUUGUGUAUCCCAGAAGUGGAACUAAUGUAGAGAGGGAAAUUCAAUAUGUACAGGCGCUCUCUUAUCCAUAGUGGUGCUAGGUAUCAAGUUAGCCCACAUUAAAUACCAUGUACAUAUACAAUAAAUGCGUAUGAUACCACACUCAAAAACUGAUAUAAAGUAAAUAUAUAAUUAUUACUCUGCCUAUUGAAAUUAGUCAGAUUUAUCACAAUCUUUGUGAAAAUAUACAAAUAUUGCAAAAAAGUAGAUUAUCACACAAAACUAUAUCCUAUAUGGACACAGCAAUGCAAGACCGUGGGUGAUAUACAAAACAUAAUUGAAUAAAAUAUCCCCAAUGUUAUAUUGCAAUGUAGAAGGCCACUGUGUAAGUGAAACACUGUCUGCAACAAAUACACAAAAAGGAAAAAUUAUUUAAGAAAAUAAUAUUUUAGAGAAUUGAAAAAAAAUGCAAAAAGGAAAAAGUGGUGAAAAAAAAUAAACUAAACUAUACACUAAAAAUACAAAAACAUGCAUCCAUGUGUGGAUGCUCUUGGACAGAUCUCACCACCACUGAUGUUAUAGGAAGUCCUGAAUGUUGUUCAAUCUCUGGAACGUGGUAUGGUGUUUUGACCAGGUUUGUCCAGAUGGAUGUCCAAAUGUGUAUCUGGGUGAUUGCAGAUGUAGGGCUGUCAAGGUGAGUCUCUGGUUUCCAUAUAUCACAGCUAUCAAUAGGGUUCCUUGGGCUGCGCGCUCGGGACUUGGUCCGUCCCUUCGAAGAGAGAGAGCCCUGGUGCAAGUAUGUUUUCUGGGAACCCCUCUAGUGCAAGUGUGGCCAAAGGUACUGCAAUCAAAUGCAAACAUUACAUACAAACACACCCCUGUAUUAAAACAUUAAAAUUAUAUACAAACACCCCUUCAUUUAAACACCAACACUACAAACAAAAGCACACCUGUAUUUAAAGUCAAAUACUACAUACAAAGACACCCCUGCAUUCAAACGCAAACACUACACACAAAAGGUGGAUCCCCAUUUGUCGGAGAACUUCAACAAUGCUGAGGAUCUUCCAUUUGCCCAUCGUUGCAGGGUUGUAUUUGUGAGCAGUGUUUGAGCAUAAGCAUGUUUUUGUAUGAAGAAUAUGUGUGCAUGUAUGGGUGUAUUUGUAUGUACUGUUGCCAUUGGAAUGUAGUGGUGUACUUGUGUGCAGGGGCGUACCUAGAGCAUUUGGCACCUGGGGCGGAUCCUGUGGUUGGCACCGCUUUGCCCCCCUCACCCCCACAAAAAAAAAAACCUGUACAUUUUUUUAAAUGUUUUCUUUUUUUUUACAAUUUUUAAACUUUGCAAAACUGCUGUCAGCCCCUCCUACAAAACCCUUGUCCUGCCCCGCCCCCUCCUACAAAACCCCUGUACUGCCCCCUUCUACAAAUCCUGUACUGCCCCAUCUACAAAACCCCUGCAAUCCCUUUCCACAAAUCCCCUGCUUAUCCCCCCUUAUAAAGACUCCUGUCCCAAUACCAAAACCCCUGCCCCCUUCUACAAGAUCCCUGCAGCCCCACACACACAUUUACAGGAAGACAGUCACACACACAGUUACAGGCAUACAGUCACACACAGUUACAGGCAGACAGUCACACACAGUUACAGGCAGACAGUCACACGCACACAGUCACAUGCAGACAGUCACACAUACAGUCACAGACAGUCAUGCACACUGUUACAGGCAGACAGUCACAUACACACACGGCAGCAGCAGACAGUCACAUGCACACAGUCACAGACAGAUAGUCUGAUGUUACAGGCCACAAACAGUCACAGGCAGACAGUUACACACACAGUCAGUUACAGGUAGUCACACACAGUCAUAGCCAGACAGUCACGCACACCAUUACAGACAGACAGUCACUCACACACACAGUCACAGGCAUAGAGUCACACACACACAUACAGGCAGACAGACACACACACACACACACACACACAGUUACAGGCAGACAGUAACACACACACGGUUACAGGCAGACAGUCUCACACACACAUACACAUACACACAAAGUUACAGUCAGACAGUUACACACACAGUUACAGGAAGACAGUCACACACACAGUUACAGGCAGACAGUUACACACACUGUUACAGACAGACAGUCACAUAUACAGUCACUCACACACACAGUCACAGGCAUAGAGUUACACACACACAUACAGGCAGACACACACACACACACAGUUACAGGCAGACAGUUACACACACAGUUACAGGCAGACAGUCUCACACACACACACAGUUACAGGCACACAGUUACACACACAGUUACAGGCAGACAGUCUCACACACACACACACACACACACAGUUACUGGCAGACAGUUACACACACAGUUACAGGCAGACAGUUUUACACACACACACACACACACACACACACACACACACACAGACUAACACUCUUACUUACAGACAGUGGGCUGGAGGAGGACUGGAUUCCCUGAAGUCCUAUCCUGAAGCCUGUGGAGAAGCAGGGAUUCCAUCUUGCUGCACCUCCAUGUGCAGCAGUAACAGCAGCAGGUAAGGGCUGUAUUAAGCCCUGCCCCUGCUGCCAGUUUGGCUCCACCCCUGAUUUUGCUUAGCUCCGUCCCCACUCUCAUUCCGUGCGGCCAGUUCAGGUGCUCCUUGUGCGUGUGAGCUGUUCUUGCCGCCCGGCACCCUAAAUAUCAUGGGGCACUGUCAGACCGUACAGCUCACACAGCCCCCUCCAGCCCCCAGACCAGGGUCAUGGCACCUCCUACCCUGCUGGCACCCAGGGCAGACCUCCCCCUCCUCCCCACCCCCUUAGUACGCCACUGCUUGUGUGUAGUGUUUACGUUUGAAUGCAGGGGUGUCUUUGUAUGUAGUGUUUGACUUUAAAUACAGGUGUGCUUUUGUUUGUAGUGUUGGUGUUUAAAUGAAGGGGAGUUUGUAUAUAAUUUUAAUGUUUUAAUACAGGGGUGUGUUUGUAUGUAAUGUUUGCGUUUGAUUGUAGUGCAUGUGCAGUGGAUGCACUGUGUGUAUAUUAUGCCCCAUGGAUCAGUUUUGCACUGGGGCCCAUGGAUUGAGUAUGCCACUGGGUGUGGGUCAGCGGGACCCACUGGGAAUCACCCGGCGACCCACACUUUGGGGAAACCUUGUAUUAAAGAAAACAUAUGAUGUAAAAAUCAAGUUUGAUGUUAUAUAAUAUUAAUAUAAUUUUGGUUUAAAGCUUACAGUCCAUCUUCAGACUGACACCUUGCUGACUGACAAUAGUUUUAAGUAUCAGUCAGUUUAAAAUGCAAUCUACUUUGGCUCAAUUUUUUGCAACUUUUUAAAAACAUAAACAUCAGUAUUGAACAUAUGAUUUGUUUUCUAUAUAUAUAUUUUAAAGCUUAUUUCACCUGUGUCCCUGCACUAAUUGGCCUUUCACCCAAGAGCAUUUCUUGCCUAUUCCCCACAUAUCAUAAUACUCACUACAUGGCUCGGUUUAAACAUAUAAACGGUAUUUGGGUAAGGGAUGCUGGGGGCAUUGGAACAUCGAUCAAGCAUGUUUAGCAGAAUACAGCAAACUUUUUCACUAAUAUUAUCCAAAAGAAGCAUUUUCGCAUAAAACUUUUCAGUUAUCUACAAACAUCUGGGAUCUGCAUAUUCCGCAACAAAUUUAUAACACAUACAAUGAACCUCUACAUGCUCGGUAAGAAGAUUAAAUAUUUUUUGAGCGUUGUGAUGUUCAAGUGUAAAGUGUAGACACACAAACAGACAGUAUAGACAGAAGCAAAACAUUGGAGAUAAAUAAUGCUGUCUUGAUAUAUAUAUAUAUAUUUUCAAUUUGACAAUUUUUAUUUUGAUACAUAUUUACAUUUUAUCACUCCAAUGCACAGUGCAUAGAAAGUGCUUUUUCUAUUUCUCUUUACGCACAGUUACUACUAAUUAAACACCUUGAUUUUUUUCACUUUGUUUCAGAUGUAAGCAUUUGUUUAUAGUGAUUUUUGCUGUUUUUUUAUGAAAAAUAUAAACUUAUUUCAAUCAGUUUUAAAAAAAAAUAAAACAAAACAUAAUGAAAUGCAGUUAUGCUUCAUAGAGUAGAUUAGAGAAUAGGAAAAAGAUGGAAUAUUAUUUAUCAAACCAUAACAAUAUUGCCUUGAAAGGACGAUCAUUAAAGAGUGUUUUAUGUUUAAAGUGACAAAAACAAUUCAUUGUGUAAUAAGUAGUUGAGACGUUUGUGAAUCCCAAGUUACACAUUUAUUGAAUUGUAAGAAUUUUUUCUAUACAAAACAUGAUAAGAAUAAAUAUUUUUACAUGCAUGUCUGACAUACUUGCCAACAUUCCCAAAUACAUCUGUACAGCCAUGAUCUUAUCCUGUCAUACAGAACAUAAUCAGCACAAUUAGAUACACUCAAGCUGUAAUAGACAAUAAUACGUGUAUUUAAACUCAUAUGCAAGAGUCACCGUAUCACUAGCCGUGUUUGGCUGCCUAGGUCAGGGGAAAUAAUGGAUGCCAUGAUAAUACUGCCCCAUUGAAAUCAAACACAUCACCACUGAUACAAAAUGUUAUCCACACCACCCUAACUCCCCCUCUUCUCCUGACAUCAUACUUGCCAAAGUUGGCAAGUAAGACAAGUCACUGAGCAGCUUCUAGCCAACGUAAUAACCAAUGUUUUCAUGUUUUUGUACAGUUUUCACUGUGGUGAUGAUAUUCAUAUUACUUUUAUUAUGAGCUUGGUUAAAAAUAAAAAAAAAAGUAUGUUUUACAUAUGGUGUAUUCAUUAAUUAAUUCCCAAAUCCAGAUUAUUUCACAUCACGUGAACCCGUUGAAGCAGUAGAAAUAAAUGUAUUUUGUAAUAUUACAGUUGGGCAGACAGAGGUCAGAUGGCAGGGUAUCACAUGAGUAUUGUAGUACAAUGGCAAGAUGGAGUGAUUUAAAAAGAGCAAUAUGUUUUGGUCAAAAUGUGACCAAAAAGAACCACAUUAGGGAAUGUGUAUAAAAGUAUAUCUAUGAGAAAAGUAGUGAAAUUGUGAUGCAAUUAAAUUAUGUGGUUUAUAUAUAAAAAAAAUCCCUAGAGGAAUGCACAAUUUGUACAAGGUUUGGCAAAAUAGUAAAUUUAUCUAAUUAUAAUUUUGUGGCCGAUUAAAAUUCAGUGCAAAAGUGUGUUACUUUUGUUGACUUUACUUCACCAUUUUGUACCUAGCAUUAUCUGCACUGUAAGAGACGUCUCAAAUAUACGAAUAAAACGGUAGCAAUGUGUCCCUUUUUUCUCAUGUGCAAAGCCCACUUAGAGAUCUUUAUACAUUCCGUUUAGGCGUAUGGUUAAAAUAUGAGCAAAUAAAUCUUGCAGUGUGUUAAAGAUUGCAUUCCAUUGUAUACCUAACCUCUUUACUGCUUUUUAAGGUGUAGCACACAUCUUGCUUCCUGCAAACCUUUGAACAUUAUAUUGUAACAAAAAAACUAUAGACAGCCACACAGAUCUAUUUUAUAUCAGGUUUGUGUGCAACGUAAAUACAUUUGGGAAUGUUUAUAAGACUUUAUUCUACCACAUAUUUUGUGAGAUUAAUUUUCUAACCAGAAGUCAUCAGAUUUUCCAAAACAUCUGCUACCUCUUGAUCCACGCUUACCAUCUCACCCAUUCAAGUAGUAAUGAACCAGCACAUUCCUUUACUCUUUCAAUUUCAAAAUAUAGCAAGGGUGUAAGGGAAUAAUCCUGUAAAAGAAAUGUCAUUCAUCAAAUUCCAUCCAAUAUACUACACUUAGAUUUUUAAGAUGUGUACUCCAAACAAACCAACCCUGACACUCAUUGAAGGUGUAUUUAAUACUUGAUAACAAAUAUAUUUCUGAUUGUUUAGUAAAACCAUCUUUCUGUUGUAAGAAGAAAAAAAAUAUUCCUUUAACAUCACUGAUCCAGGGAGAGGUCCAGUUUACAAACUGGAGCUAUAUAAAUCAAUCUGAACACAGGGAUUGGAAUUAGGCAACUCAAUCUAUGCACCAUGAACUAUGCUAUGAUACAAAGUUUUUCCGACACUUAAAGUGACCCUAUCAUUUAUUUUCUUCCUAGGAUUUACUUGUUGAUGUGUAAAAUCAAUUGUAAUUAACAAUACUGUACCGGAAAUCACAUUAAAUAAGAAAGAUAAUUUGACAAGCCCACAGCAACAAAUUAUGACUGAAGAAAACCAGACCUCGGUUAAAGAAAUAUUUCUACUGGGAUUUAAAGUACUUUACAACUUUAAGAUCCCUUACUUCCUUCUGUUCCUUGUGCUAUACACCAUGACGUUGACUGGAAAUCUCAUGAUUGUAACACUGGUGACAGUGAGUCCAAACUUGAGACAUCCAAUGUUUUUCUUCCUUGGUCAUCUCUCGCUAACCGAUAUCAUACUGACCACAAAUAUUGUCCCCAACAUGCUAUGCAUCAUACUAAAUGGUGGGAAAAGAAUGUCUCUACGAGCCUGUAUAGUCCAGCUUCAAUUCUUUGGACUUUCCUUGGGUACAGAAUGUCUUCUUCUUACAGUGAUGUCCUACGACCGUUAUCUGGCUAUCUGCAGUCCAUUGCAUUAUACCACGAUUAUGAGCAACAAACUUCGUCCUCAGCUUGCAGUUUCUUGUUGGCUGUUGGGUUUUAUAAUUUCCUUUAUAACUGUGAUACUAGUGAGUCAGUUAAAUUUCUGUGGAUCAAACAUUAUUGAUCAUUUUUUCUGUGAUUUACUUCCAUUUCUGCAACUUUCUUGCUCAGACACCUUCAUAGUGAGGUUAGAGAACAUUUUACUGGGAACUCCAAUAACGUUGUUUCCGGCGAUAAUCAUCACUAUAACGUAUGUCUGCAUUUUUAUGGCUAUUCUCAAAAUACCAUCAACGUCCGGGAGACAAAAAACAUUCUCCACCUGCAGCUCCCACUUGGCUGUUGUAAUUACUUUCUAUGGGACACUGGUCACGCUCUAUGUGAUUCCUUCUAGUGGACAUUCAUUAAAUGCAAACAAAGUUCUCUCCUUGAUUUAUACUGUGGGGACUCCGUUAUUUAAUCCUAUUAUUUAUAGUCUGAGGAACAAAGAAAUAAGGGUGGCAUUUAAAAGAUAUAUAUAUUUAAUUAACAGAGAGAAAAGAAAUCAAUGUAUGUAAUGUUAUUAUUAACAGAUUAAAUUUGGGCGAAGAGCUGAUUAUCACAUUCAAGCAACUGGCUUUAAUAAUUUUGUUUUCACCAAUUUAGGUGAAUAAAUGGAUGGCAAUACCAUUUAUUUUUGAAUCUACAUGGUUAUUAUUAUUAUUAUUUUUUUUAUUAUUUAUAUAGUGCCUAAAAUUCUGUAGCGCUGUACAUUGGGCGGACUAACAGACACGUAAUUGUAACCGGACAAAUGGAACCGCACAGGAACAGAGGGGUUGAGGGCCCUGCUCAAUGAGCUUACAUGCUAGAGGUCACAAUAUUUGGCACUCAAACCUGGUCCGACACCCAUAUUGGCUACUGAACAAUAAAUCUACCACCGUAUCCAUCUUGGUAAAGCGUUUCACACUGGUAAAAGCUUGAACGCUGGAAUCACACAGCAAAAGAUAAAUUAUGGACUAUAGCCUGUGAUAUACAAGGUGUUUUUGGCACAGUCUUGUGGAUUCAGCUGCAUUUGUGGGAGUCAGCAUUAUCUGGAAUAAAGAAAAAUUUUCACACUUAUAGGAAUAUUGUGUUUUAUUUCAUUAGUCCAGCACCUGGAUGAUGGUAGAAAUUGAUUUCAUAUAGGAAACCUCUCUUUUUAAUAAGGUCUGUUACUUUUUUUGGCAAUAAGUUAUCUGCUUAUAGGAUGACAUAUAGGAUAUCAUAUGACAACACCACAAUGAUUGUCGCCUCUGAAGUACAGUAGACACUAUUGCCACUAGAGAAAAUGCAUGACUGUGUGGUUCCUCUGUCAGCAAUGGAUGCAGCUAAAAUGCUUAAAUCAUUAUUAAGGUUGCCGAAUUCAUAUAGCUAUCUAGGGUAAAGCAUCUAAAUUUAAAGAAUCAGAAAAUAAGUGGUCUCAGCAAAAGAAACGGAAUGUCAGGGUAAAUCUGUUAAAUAUAUUGUAAAGUAUAUCUUUAUUCAGUCUACUUUGCCAUUUUUUUCUUAUAAUGUUACAAUAUGUACAAUACGUAACAUUCUUAAAUAUGGUUCCACAUUAUUUCAACAUGCAGAUCCGUGUGCUUGACAGUCAAGUGUUAUUUUCACAUUGAAAUUAUAGUUUGCUUUGUCCGGGUAUGAAUUUUCUGAUGUGUAACAAGGUGUUCCUUACGGGUAAAACCUUUGCCACAUUCAGAGCAAGCAAAUGGACGUUCUCCUGUGUGUAUAGCUUGAUGUCUAACCAGAUAUGAAUUAUGAGUAAAGCUCUUCCUGCAUUCAUUGCAAGAAUACGGUCUCUCCCCUGUGUGUGAUCUCUGGUGCACCUUGAGUUUCGAGAUACAAGUGAACCCUUUCUCACACAAAACACACAUGUAUGCCCACUCUCCUGUGUGAGUCGCUUGGUGUUUAUGAAGUAUUGAGUUAUCGACAAAACACUUUCCGCAUUCGCCACAAACAUAUGGCUUUUCUCCCGUGUGUGUUCUGUGAUGAGUGACAAGAGCGGAUGUGCAAGAAAAGGUCUUCCCACACUGGCUACAUUCAUAGGGUUUCUCUCCCGUGUGAGUUCUGUUAUGAAUAAACAGAGAAGAGUUACUGGUGAAGCUUUUACCGCAUUCCCAGCAUACAUAAGGUCUCUCUCCUGUAUGGAUUCUUAUGUGAGUAGAGAGAGUGGCUCGGCUUGUGAACCCCUUCAUGCAGUGCGUACACUUGUAAGGUUUCUCCCCUGUGUGGAUUCUCUCAUGUAUUACAAGACAGGACUUUCUGCCAAAGUUUUUUCCACAUUCAGGACAUGAAAAGGGCCUCUCUCCAGUGUGAGAUCUUUGGUGUGUAAUUAGAUGUGAAAUAUAAUUAAAGCGUCUUCCACAAUCAUUGCACACACACCUUUUGUAAGGUACAUUUCUUUUACAGUCUGAUUCGUCCAAAGAACUCUCACUACUUUCACUGCUCUUGUAGACAUUGUCGAGUUUGGUCUUGGAAAUAGGGCAUUGGUGUAUGUUUACCUUGUUAUCCAAUGCAUAAUGACUCCUUGAGCUUUCAUGUUGGUGGCAAACAUUUGUGUCUGCCACUCUGAGAUCAGGAGUAGAUUCCACAAUCACAGAAAGUCUUACAUUUUGGUUUUUACGCUCUUUCUGAGGUAUAUUGUCCAACUUCAGACUUGAUGAUAAUUGUUGAUCAUGUUCAGACAUGAUGUCACAAUCUAUUAAAGAAAAACAUGUAAUGUAAAAAUCUAAAUUUGAUGUAAUAUAAUGUUGGUAUAAUUUUGGUUUAAAGGUUAAAGUCAAUUUUCAGACUGACACCUUGCUUAGUGACAUUAGUUUUUUUUUUUUUAUAAUUCUUUAUUUUUCAGUGCAAAACAUAGUCGUUACAACAUUUGUUAAAAGGAGGCCAGAUCGUAGCACAUUCUUGCACUAUUUUAUUUUUCUAACAUGUUUGUGUAGGCCUUGAUCGCUAUCGUGUCAUCCCUCUAUUCUGAGGUGGUUGAGUGUGGUAUGUGCUAGCUGAUCUAUGGGUGAGAGUCGGUGUGCUGUGGUUGCUCGUUGAGGGUCCUAUGGCUUGUUCAUUCAGCCUGUGGGCUGGUAGUGUAGCGUGGUAUGUAGCCUCUUCAGUACAAGGCAUACAGGCUGUGUUGUUUGGGUCCCGGGGAGGUGUUGGGUGUGUGAGAUAUGCCUUGUUACGUUUGUAGUGGCUCCUGACCAUGGGAGCUGCGGGGGGGGGGUGGUGGAUGCGUGAGUUGUUUGGCGGUUGCCUCGUGUGUGAGUGUGGAGGGAUGCUGUUGCUCCCCGUUAUGGGGGGUAGAGCAUUGGUUGUGUCCCCAACCUUAGGUGUGAUUACCUGUGUGACUGUGGAUGUGGUCCCUAAACAAUUGUUUGGUCCCUGGUAUAGGGUAUGGGGGAGGGGGGGAGAAACUGGGAGAACAUUGGGGUAUAUAUAUAAUGUCCUGAGCAGAUAGUCCCGUGGUGAGCGUAUAGACCGACUGGUAUGGCUGGCUGGACUUUAGUCGGUCUGUUGUCUUAGGUUGGGUCCUCGCUGGUGCUUGUUCCUGGAUCUGCCGUCCUCUCUUUCCCCCUUCUUGGGAUGAAGGUUGUUGCCUGCGUCGGGUCCCAGCUUGACGUUGAGGUGGAGGCACUCUGUCGUGCAGUGUCCGGCAGCUGUGCCAGUCCCAGGGCCGUCAGGAAUGGUGCAGUGUCUUCCAUAGAGGUGAGUGUGUGUACGCCAUCGUUUCUGGAUACCAUCAGGGAUCCGUUUGCUCCCCAUCUAUAGCUUAUUUUAGCUGAUUGAAGCUGGCUGGUUACCGGUUGGAACGUUUUUCGCCACAGGAGGGUGGUUUUACUGAGAUCUUGGUAAAACGUCAGAGACGCUUCUUCGAAUUGCAAGGGAGUUUUGCCCUUAAGUGCUGACAUUAUGAGUAUUUUAUCGUGUGUUGAGGAGCACCUUAAUAUCACAUCUCUUGGUGCCGUUGUCGUCAUCCCCUUGGGUCCUGGUAGGCGGAAGAUUUCUUCCAAAUUAAUUUUUUUGGCUACCGUGGGGGACAGGAGGGUGGUUAGCAACCGUCUGGCAUAAUGGGGGAGCUCGUCCGCCGCCACUGCGGUUGGGACGCCCCUUAUCUUCACAUUAGUACGGCGGUGGCGAUCCUCCAUUGCUGUGAUGUGUGAGGUGACAGCUCUUUGGUGAGCCCAUAGUUGUUGGACCGAGGUCUGGAGGUCUUGUACCUCUGUCUGGACGUCUGCUAUGUCCCUCUCCGAGGCCUGUACUCGGUCUGUGAUGGCCUUCAUGUUAGUUUUAAUAGGAGCUAAUUCAGCUGCAAGUAUUUUAUGAAAGUCCAUCAAUAGUACUUUCAGGUCUUGUCUGGUCGUUGGUGUGGUGUCAGUGGGAGCAUCUGAUGGCUGCAGGUAAGUGUCCGCCGGCCUCUCUGCCCUUGCUUGCUCAAUUGGGUUUGAAUGGGCUUCAGGCCUUGUACCAGUGACCUGCCGUGCGGGCUCUGCGGGUGUGGGUUGGGGUUGCAUGGGCCUCUGGAACAUCGUUCCGAUGUCUCUGUGCUCCACAGCCGCCGUCUUUUGCGAGCGGCGACCCAUCGCUGGCGUGUGGGGUGAGGCCUCUUGUGGUGCUUGGAGAGGGCUCCCGUCGUUCGCCUGUUGCCGGAGGAGUGCUUCCAGGCUUGGCAGGGACAACGUGGGGUAGGCCCCGGUUUUCCGUUUUCGUCCGGGCUGGGCCUUUGGUUGAAAAAAAGGCAUCUAUCGCCUUGGGUGGUAUUGGGGGACGUGACUGUCGGGUUUUGGGGUCCGUCUGGGCUUUAAUUUUGGGGUUUUUGGGGGAUUUUGCGCUGUAAUUUGGAGGAGCUUGCAUGCGUGGCGUCUGUUCAGGCUGGUGGUUGAGCUCCGCCCCCCAGUGACAUUAGUUUUAAAUAUCAAAUAGUUUAUAAUGCAAUCUAGUUUGGCUAAUUUAAUUUUUUUUUUUUUUGCAAUUUUGUUUAAAAUAAAUAUCAGUAUUGGACAUAUCAUUUUUUUUGUCAAGACUGCACUUGGACUGUAGAAAAAGACAGACGGGUAAGAGGUGUUUGCAGGAGAGAUUCUACUCAUUGCUCCUCCUCCCCAAAUUAAAUUCCCUUCUUAGUAUUUAAAUGCCUAAUCUAAUGGACAGUGGAAAAGAAUUUAAAAAACUAAAUUAAAUCCCCCCUUCAACAUUUAUGAUUGUGCAAACCAUAUUGACACUGACACAAGAGCACUUACACAGCCGUAAACAAGCUACUUUUGAAAGAGGGACACAGUCCUAACCAGACUAGCGUAGACAGACGCUCCUUGACCCCAACAAACACAGAAAAGUGAACUGGUGGCAACAAGAGUACUUACUUAGUUCUAGAACUAAGCCUCAAUUAUUGUGUCCUGGCUGGCUCCUUAAGGCGAUUGUAGGUGUAAAUCAAUAUGCUUUACAAGGAUGUAAAAUGCUGUAAUGCCUUUGCUUGAUUCAAUGAUAUUGUUCCCUUACCCUUUUUUUUUCUGUAUCCCUUAAGGACACAACUUCCGGAAUAAAAGGGAAUCAUGACGGAAUAUUUCCGUCAUGUGUCCUUAAGGGGUUAAACAUGAAAAUAUUUCCAAUAAAAAACAAUAUAAAAAAAAUGUUAAAAAUAAAAUAAAGACUAGAAGCAAUUCUGAACAGGCAAAUGUGAGAGGAUGUUUUGAGCUCUGGUCUAGAAUGGAUGUGGCAGCUGCGCAUGAUACUACGGGCGCUCCCUCUUGCAAAUGAUGAUGUCAAUGUGGCAUAUCACUCAUAAAAGGAAGGUGAGAUAUGGGAAAGAAUGGGACACGCAUGCCUCCUGAUUACCAAAUGCCAGGAACAGAAUCUGCAGACCAAGGGGUGGUGGGCUUGCCAUAUCCAUAUUAAUUGUAUUAUAAUACAUAUUUAAACAUAUUGUGAUAAAGUGAAGGCAGAUAGGCCUUUUAACCCCAGGGGAAGUACGUGUAGUUUUUGUGUUGCACAACACAAAGCUUUGUUUAGUUAUGGGCCCCUGGGGUGGAGCAUUUGGAGAGAAGGGUGGGCCAAUGCUCCACUCCACAAUUUAGUGGUUUUCUGGGGAGACAUAGAUCCAGGCCAGGGUUUUUUGGACCGUCUCCAACCCACUGCUCAGCUGCAGUUAAUGAGCUGUUGCAGUGGGAAUAAACCCCUCCCUACUAGGCAGGUAAAAGAGAGGGAUUGCUGGCUUCCUCCAAGGAAGCAGGUAGGAGAGAGGCUGUUCUCUCCAGAUAGAGAGUCAAGGAGACUAGGCACUGCGAGUGCAGAAAGGAAGUAGUCAAGGCUGGCUUGGAGCACUGGGAGUGGAGAAAGAAAAGCAACAGGCUAGCUAGCAGCGUGUUGCUAUCUAAUAAGGUUGGUGCAGUAUGUUUUGUUAGUUUAACCCUGAUAGAGAGGGUUAUUCAAGGUGAGUCAGUGCUCAGACGAGCUAGGUUUUUGUUUAAAGGGAAACCUGUUAUAUUUAUGUUUUCAUUUGCUGCUGCCUCAUAUGUAAACUUACAAAUAAAGUGCCUGGAAUGAAGCUGCAUUAAAAGACUGUGCAUGUUUUUGCCCUAGAGGACCGUGCUACCUGCUGACAAGGAUCACAAUAUGCAAUGAUGACCUAACUCUAGUGCUCUUUAACUCACCCACUUAUAUAAUACAAUGCAGAAACAAAAGCAAUUAUGGGCAUUUUAGCGAAUAAGGAGACUUAUGUCAGACAUGCUUGCAGAGAGCUCCAAAAUAAAUGCAGCAUUAUAUUGGCAAAUAUAUGCCACAAUCCCAACAAAAGCAGCCUAGCUCAGCAAAACAACAGUGCUGAACCAAGUAGAGACCCGUGGACACCCGCCUCGUGAAAUUCUGGAGUGAACGCUCCACACUACACAUAUGAGGCCUAACAUGGAAAGUGGCCCAGUGGCCGGGAAAGGGGACCAAGGGGAAAGCAGCAGCUCUCCUGAUGACCCGCAAAUCCCCCCCCAUCUGGACCGGUGGGGGUUAUCCCGGUCCCCGCUGGGGAAACCAACAGGCUUACAUCUUUAAAUCCCUCGGCCGAAAUGCAGACCGCAUGUCGGGCCCAAGAUGGCUGCCGAGGACCAACCCUUGCAAUCACAAGAAAGCCCAGUGACAGAGGUGUGGAGACAGUGCUUUGAAGCUCAGUUUUACCGCAUCUGCCGAGAUUCUGGAGGCGUGCAGAGCAUAAUGCCACCCACCUCGUUAUACCUACCACACAGGAGACUGGAGCUGAAACGGCGGCUUAUCAACUGAGUGCUCACAUGAAGAAGUGACCAUCUAGCCGAUGGGCCCGACAGCGUAUGGGCCCCAUGCACCGAAAUGCGGAGCAGCACAAUACCACCAAACACGCACCUUACCACCUCGCAGCUGCUUCCCUGCAUGGCACACACAAGGGAGCUGACUCCAAGCUGGCAUGCCGCUCAAACGGAGAGCUCACAUAUGGCUCUACAACUCACGGGCACUGAGACAGCCUGGAGGCCAUGACCCAGUUACUGAACUAUGUGGCGGAGCGGUCAGUGAAGUACAAGCCCUCAUGAGACUUGGGACCGGUGGUGCUCUCACCUACAGCAAGACGAACUCAGGUUUCUCAGAUUUGGCAGGCUGCCACUAGUGGGCAUUGGUUGAGCCGCCUGAGGCUAUGGCUACAGGCCGUUUAGUUCACAGCUUACCCCCAAUAUUCAGUUUGCCUGACCUGCUACCCAGAGGUACCCAUUGAAACCGAACUUAAGCCUCUAAGCCAGCCAACAUGCAUAUACGUAAUAUGUACCAUGUUAUUUAGCAAUGUUUGUCCCCAGUCUCAUGAGGGCUACCUCCCGUUGCCGUGAACUUAUUAUUUUAUGCUCUUUGUGUAUAUUACCUAACCUAGCAUGUCUCCUAGCAAAACAACUCACCUUUAUACGUUUGCACCUAGUCUGCAUCAUAAUUUUCAGCUAGAUAGACCUAACUAGAAAUCUUACUACCCUGUUUAUCUCUUGUUCAUAAUAUAAAAGAAUUGUAAAAAUUGUGCAUGCCUUAUCUAAUGCUAUGCUAAGCCUGAGGAUUGCCAUUGGCGUACUUUGAGAGGGUAAAUGUGGCGUUCAAUGUCUUACUCUGUCUGCUGGCUGAUCAUUAUUUGAGGUGUCAUCAAUAACAGACAGUAAACAAAAAUGGUGCUCAAUGAGUACAGAAGGUUUAAAACAUGGAACUUAGGUUAAAGUGGGAAGAGAUGGCAAGGAAUCACCACAAAAUACAUUGACAGAAAGAGAACGACAGAAAGAGAACGACCCCUUAAUUAAAUUCUAUUAGGGAAGAGGAGCUACAAGCAGAAUUGGGGGAGUGAAUGUAUCAAGGAAAAGCCAUAAACUGUAGAGAUGGAUGCAAAAAAAAAAAGUGUGAGCAAGGACAGCUGGAAAGUGUACAGGGACAACAGGAAGAACAAUGAACUGCAAGGGAAAAUCACAGAGCAGAAGGACAAACAAAGAAGGUCCUUUUAGUUCACAAUAAGCUUCAUUUCUGAAAAGUGUUGCUCGUUUGAAACAAAAAAUUUGAAACAUAAUAAAGUCCCAGAGGAAAGAGGGAAUAUUACUUGCUACACUACAUACAUCCAAAAAUGUUACUUGACAUAUGUGCCAGACUCUUCUUGGUCUCUUCUGACUGGUCAAAAUCAGCACUGAAUGACAUGAAGUCUGCCACACUCUGCAAGAUUCAGACAGUAGACUGUAAAUGGUACUAGAAGCAGGCCAGAACAUCUCCUACUACAACUAAAGGUGUGUAUUCAAAUCACAGGAUUUUCUGUGGAGACCUAGACCUGGAGAUAUCUUGCAGGAACUCUCACUCCGGUUAAUGUAUGUAUGUUUUUGCGAGGUGUUCCUGUUUAAUUGUUCAGUUCAUUUAUACACGUAUUUCAGGAAGGAAGUUAAGUACUUACCAGGACUACUUCGGCCUUUUGAGUCGUCCAUUACCAUUUCUUCUUUUGGGACAAUCUUAUGUUCCACAAUGAGAUCGCUUUGAAUUCAGUAGUAAAGACUGUGGUUUCAACAUUGAAAACAUUUUUCUGAGUACAGAUAAUAUUAGUUUCUGCAGAAAGAUAAAAUACUAUUUUUUUAUUUUUUUUAUAGGGAUGCAAAAAAAGAGACCCACCUUCACCUUUCGUUCAUGGGACAAUAUUGACUUAUUGUUCAUUGUGUGUAUAUGUAUUUGUAGUAAACGUAUAUACCACUGGAUGUAAAACUGAUUGAUAAUCAGAAACUAAGUAUGAUGUUAUAUGUUUUAAUGUCUUUUUGAAAAAUAGAAAAAAUUCUAGUCAAAAUCAUUAAAAUGUAUGCAUAUAUUAUCCAUUUAAUUCUUUAACAAAUGUAUGGUUAAUAAAUGACUAUUGUGUCUUUUUGAAAAGGGUGAGGAUCAACACUAACCUGGAACAAUGACGCAUGUUACUGGUUAAGAGAACGCAACAGCGUCUGUCAGAGAAUGGCAGAAGUGUCCACAUUGAACCUGGAAGAUACAUUUAAGUAACAAGCAACUGUGAUUUUGUCGGAAUAUCUUUUUGAAGAAUGAGAUAAUGUUCUCAUUCAGUGUUUAGUAACUUAGAUCAGAGUUUGAAAUAAUUUCAAUUAUUAGAUAAUUCUCCAAACAAGGUGUCUAACUCUUAUCUCAAGAAAGCUAGCUUUCACAACAUAACCAUUACUACAUUAUUUACCAGUACUACUAUAAUCUUCUGAACGACUGUUUUCUAAAUUGCCCUUGCCAUUUCUCUCAGAUUGACACUUUGCCAUCUAUUCCUUUGGUACAGCCUUAUGAUAUAGAUAUAUAUAAUAUACAUACACACCUAUAUAAAAAUACUGCUCCUUUUGGUUACUGGUCCUUUUGGAUCAUAACCCAUGCUUUGUUCAACGCAUUGCUUUCAACAAUGUAUGGUUGUUAAACGUACCUGCAGAAAUACAGGGUGAAGUUAAGCUAGGAAUUCUGGUAUUGUUGUGAAAACAUUAUUCCUCAGAAAUUCUCUGCCCACGAGCAAGACUUCUCAAAAUUCGAUUUGAGACCUGUAGGUGACGCACAAUGGUAAUUUUUCUAUCUGUGUUUUGGGAGUUUUAUUGUAUUUGCUCACACCACAAAUAAUAUAUAUUUAUUUUUGUCACCUAGUUAUAUAUAUGUGUGUGGGCACUAAGGCUGUAUCAUAGAAGGGAGUAAUUAAAACAUGGUUAACAUAGCACAGGAGUACAUAAAAGUCGGUUGUCGUGUGCCAAAACCGACUUACAGGUAGGCCUGUAAAAUAAAGAGGGCCCACCUAUAAAGGUGUAUUGAAAAAAAAGGUGUAUCGGAAGAAGAGGGAGGGGAAUGUAAAUUGUUGACUAACGGUUAUGGGGAAUGAGGGGGAGUCCCUUCAAAAAGGGUAACAAGCCCCUCCCACAACUCCAAGCUAUGCCUUCACAUUCGUGUUCGGUGCACUAAGGCUGUAUCGUAGAAAAGAGUAAUUAUUAAAACAUGCUUAACGUAACACAGGGGUAUAUGAAAGUCGGUUGUGGUGUGCCGAAACCGACUUACCAGUAGGCCUAUAAAAUAAAGGUGAAAAGAGAGAGAAUACUAUUCAUAUAUUUAUUUUUUGUGUUUUACCCUUUUGCAACACGCUCCCUUGAUAAAGGCAUUUUUCUGCCGAAACGUUGGGGGCUUGCUGGUUUAGUUUUCCCCUCUUUUCACUAUUUCUGAUAUGAAUUGGUUUGUUUUGUAUGUGUUAUAUGUUGGGUUGUUAUGUCCUGGUCUCUUUAUGUCCUAGUAGUUAUUCUGUUUCUUAUGAACCUGUUUGUUAUCAUUCCUGCUUGGAUGUAAUUGCAGAAUUUUGUGCAUUUCUUUGUAUUAUUAUCAUGUGAUUUAUGCUUUGAUGAUCUGAUAUGCAUUUUGAGAUACCUGCUUUUUGUGGACCUAUUUAAUAAAGUGUCAUUUAAUUUUUACGGUUGUGCUCCUCAUUGAGUAGUAUUAAUAAUAUCCCCAAACCCUGGUAAUGCACAUAGUACAAUCAAAACCAAUCAUAAUAGCAUAUCUAUAUAUUGAAUAUGAGAGAAUAUAAUUAAAGUAAUGUAAAACAAUUUAAAAGUUACCUAAGUUGUAAUAAUCAUUAAAACCACUAGAGGGCACCCAUGAUAAUAAAACCGAGUACAUUUCUAACUGUGUGUAUACAAUAUAAUGCAAAUAGUAUUACAUUCUACCUAGCAAAUGACAGUGUAGUGUUGCUUAAUGGCUUGGCCGAACGAGUGUCAAAAUAACCUACUAAUGAAUUAUUGUGUAUAGAAGUUGUAUGAAUUUCGAAAAAACAUGCAAGCAAAUAUAUUACAUGAACUAACAAUGUGUUAGUGCGAAUUAUCAUUAUUAUUUCCCAUUUAUAUAGCGCCAACAGAUUCCGUAGCGCUUUACAAUUUUAUGAGAGGGGAGAUUGAAUGAUACCGAAUGCUCGAUAUGCCCAUAGAGCAUUCAUGCUACUGCAAGCUAAUGUGUAAUGCAGAGCAUUCAUGUGAAUGUAAACAAAUGCUCCACAUGAACCAAACAGCGUGGCAGUGCAAAUGGAACGCUCAACACUCUACUUGGAAUAGCAGUAUGUUCAUGCAAACAUGACUUAGUUUUUUUUCCUAAGUCUGGCAAAAUAGAGUCUGUGUGCAUGCACCUGGUGUUGUGAGACAGCCGGAAGCCUUUUACUGACAAUUCUGACGGAAAUAAGGGAAGCCUCGAUGGACCAUGAAUUGAAGUCAGCGGCCCUAGUUAUCAGAGUCUGGAGUACCACUUUCCAGUACUCCAAAGUUAGGAGGUAUGGUGUGAGACUUCCUUACUCAUAGUGCAAAUUUGAGAUUUCUGUGGGAAAAGCAAGUGUUGUUGCAGAUCUGUAUUUAAGAAUGUAUUGACUAUCUACUUACUUUAGGUGGAAGGGAUUUUGAAUCCCUUUUUUUCCCCACCAUUAUUUUCUUGGUGUAUAUAUAUAUAUAUAUAUAUAUAUAUUAUAUUACACUCUGAAUUUCUGUGCCCAAGUGGUGGACUUCCUAAAGUUAAACUGGAGAUAUGCAGGUGAAGCACUCCAGUAUUUUUUUUUUUUUAUCUGCUUCAAAUUAUGAGUAGCCUUAUCAUGUUUGGUCUCAUCACACAUUAUUUGGCACCGCAACCUAUAUUUGUGUUCGGGGCAACAUCGAUCAUGAUUGAAGUAAGAUUGUUGUUAGUAAAACCUGUGAUAGGAAAAGUCGGUUGAGGUGUGCCAAAACCGACAUAUGCUGUAGGCCAGUGAAUAAAGUGAGUGUAACGGAUCACCUGGCACCCCGACUGGGUACCUCCAUUGAAGGAUGCUCCUAGCGCUUCCUGAGGACUCCAGCCGACACCAUAACCACCGUAGACUCCUCCAGAGAGCAAGGCAGGAACAAACUCUUACAAGAACUUAGGAGUGAUUAUAGCAAGGGAAUAUGCAGAGCAUAGCAAUCCCUUGUAGCAGAUUCCCCCAAUAAGAGACGGCACUCCAAAUUGAGGGUGAAGUAGAACUGACUGUACUGGCACAUAAAGCCUCUUUUAUUCACAUUUUACUAACAUAGUACUGCCCACAGGGUUUUGCAGAACAAACAAUCAAUACGUACAAUACACUCAGACACUCCCACACAAAAUCCUCCCCUCUGCAGGAAAAUAUACAGUUUUACACAAUAUUCAUAACUCUAAAAGUAUACAUCACACUCACAUUACAGUUUCAGAAUCAGCAUACUCCAAAUACAAACAUACGUCAAAAUCAUACAAAUUGGUCCAGUGUGUCAAAAGUUAGUUGGUAGUCCCCUUGUGACCGUCUGCAAGCAUGGCUUGGGUGUGGUAAGCCAAUUACCUCCAGCAUACAGAAAAUAGCUCUAUUCACAACAACAGUAAAAACACCUAAAAAUACAUAAUUCCUAUUAUACUUAACAGAACCCCCACAUUCAACCUAUCCCCAGAUAGCUUGGAUCUGAGCGCUCACUAUAUCCGAACAGGGCUCAGAUAACACAAAUACAGUCAAAUCUCCAUGGGGUUAAAACAUAGCAAGAGCUGAUGAGAAACCGAGGAGGGGCAAAACAGCAAGUUCCAACUGGUCUGGCAGUGUGCCUGGGACAAUGCCCUGCUGGAACAAUCUACAGGAAACGGGGGUGGGGAAGAGACAUCUUCCCAUGGAUUCAAAUGGGCAGAAACAGUCUUUUAGAAGCCAAUAAGCCCCAAAUAGUCUUUUUAAAUGGCAAUACACCCCAGGGCCAUAGUCAUGAGGGAGGAGGCUGGCAAUCAGGCUCCUCCAACAACAAGGGGGAAAGGGCAGUUGGUCAUAAAAAAAUCCAGUGCCAAAAGUCAUUUUGUCACAGUGAGCCUACACUAGAAGAGUAUGGUGCAUAAAGGGAGUGGAGGGUGAGGCAGCAGCUCGUCAGACCAAUUACGGUAAGGUGGGGAAGGGGGGAGUCCCUUUUAAAGGUCCAUAUGCCCCUCCCACAACUCCAAGCACAGCUUUCCUAAAUAUCUAGCUAAAUAUAUAUCUUAGAGAUGAAAGUGGAACUGUCACUUCUCUUUUCUUUUCUACUUCUUAAAAGCGACAGGUCAUCAUCCUUUAUCUCAGCAAACACUAUUGAAUUGCUAACUGGAGUGGGUACCAUAGUAGAAGUAAAAACAAAAACAUACUUACAUCAUCAGAACUUCAGUGUCUAGAGAACGUUAUCAUCCCGUGAUGCUGCAGGGACGUCAUAUGAGUUCAGGCAUCUGUAGAGAAAGAACAUGUGAGCAUUCCUUCCACAGUUCCACACAUAUAGGCAGGCACCCCAGAAAAAGUAUACAUUUGUGUAAAAAAAUACUAAAAACACCUCUAAAGUCACCCAGACCACCUCAUCUCAAAAGGUCCUAUCAUAUUUACCCUGCAAUGUAAAACAUUGUUUUGGGACGCUUCCUUCUCCAGAACCAAGUUUUGCUGCACAUAUGUUAUUGUCUCCAGUGUUUGUCUAUGAGAAGCAUUGAAUUGGACAAGAUCCCGAAAGACGUUAGCAGGAAUGUUGGCGUUUUUGGAGGUUGAGAGAGGGGCUGCUACAAAGGAAUCUUGGCGCUGGAAAAAAGGUGAGUAAAUUUAAUUUCAUAUUAAUUUUACAGAGAAAAGGGGGUGGACAGUGAUCACACUGCUAGAAAGGAAUCGAUAGUCCCCCCAAAAUAUUAUUGUUAUUUUUGGGACUAUAGAUUCCCUUGAAUAGUUCAUACUUUUUUAUUUGUCAAUCUGAAAAUGAAUUGAUAAAUAAUCACUUAAAUUACCUAGAAAAAACUAUAAUAUAAAGCAUAAUAACACCACAUUCUCGCUCUAUGCAACACGAGAUAUAGAAAUUCAAAAAGGGUUCAAAAUCCUUGCCUGGAAAUUAUAGACCUGUGAGCUUAACGUCUGUGGCUGGUAAAAUAUUUGAAAGGUUAUUAAGGGAUAAUAUUCAAGAAUUCCUUGAGAAGAACAUGGUUAUCAGCAAAAAUCAACACGGUUUUAUGAAGCACAGGUCAUGUCAAACUAACUUGAUUGCGUUCUACGAAGAAGUAAGUAGAAGUAUAGAUCAGGGUGUUGCCGUGGAUGUGAUCUAUUUGGAUUUUGCCAAGGCAUUUGAUACAGUUCCACACAAUAGAUUAGUGUUCAAACUCAAGGAAAUCGGUCUAGAUGAAAAUGCUUGUUCUUGGGUAGAACAAUGGCUUAAAAACAGAGUACAAAGAGUUGUCAUUAAUGGUAAAUUUUCAAGCUGGACAGAGGUGGCAAGUGGUGUCCCUCAGGGGUCUGUUCUAGGACCCCUUCUAUUUAACAUGUUUAUAAAUGAUCUUGAAGACAGCAUUGAAAGUCAUGUUUCAGUGUUUGCAGAUGACACAAAACUUUGUAAAAUAAUACAAUGUGAGCAAGAUAUUACUUUGUUGCAGAGGGAUUUAGAUAGACUGGGGGACUGGGCACUCAAAUGGCAGAUGAAAUUUAAUGUUGAAAAAUGUAAAGUUAUGCACUUCGGCGUAAAGAAUACACAAGCAAAGUAUACCCUUAAUGGAAGCGAAUUAGGGAUAACAACACACGAAAAGGACUUGGGAAUUGUUAUAGACAACAAACUAUGCAACCAUGUGCAAUGUCAAUCAGCAGUGGCCAAGGCCAGUAAGGUAUUGUCAUGCAUGAAAAAGGGCAUUCAUUCUCGGCACGAGAAUAUAAUUUUGCCUCUUUAUAAAUCACUGGUAAGACCACAUAUUGAAUAUGCUGUGCAAUUUUGGGAACCUGUUCUAAAGAAGGAUAUUAUGGCACUAGAAAAAGUGCAGAGGCGGGGUACAAAAUUAAUAAAAGGAAUGGAACAUAUCAGCUAUGAAGAAAGGUUAACAAAUUUAAACCUAUUUAGUUUAGAAAAACGUCGCCUGAGAGGGGAUAUGAUAACAUUAUACAAAUAUAUUCGGGGCCAAUACAAACCAUUAUGUGGAAAUUUAUUCACAAACCGGACUUUACAUAGGACACGAGGCCAUGCGUUUAGACUGGAAGAAAGUAGAUUUCGUCUAAGGCAAAGGAAAGGUUUUUUUUACUGUAAGAACAAUCAGGAUGUGGAAUUCUGUGCCUGAAGAAGUGGUUUUAUCAGAGUCAAUACAGAUGUUCAAACAGCUACUAGAUGCAUACUUGCAAAAACAGAAUAUUCAAGGAUAUAAUCUUUCAAUGUAGGGUAAUAACUGCUAGAUCCAAGGAUAAAUCUGACUGCCAUUCUGGGGUCAAGAAGGAAUUUUUUCCUAGCUUGUUGCAAAAUUGUGCUUCAAACUGGUUUUAUUUGCCUUCUUUUGGAUCAACAGCAAAAAACAAAUCUGAGGAAGGCUGAAUUGGAUGGACGCAAGUCUCUUUUCAGCUAUGUAACUAUGUAACUAUGUAAAAAUUAAAACAGUUGUCAUGAUUUUUGCCUUUAGCCAGAGUUAACCCAAACAGAAAAAAGCACAAGUAGGGAAGAGAGACUACCUGCAAAAAUAGUGUGCCUAGGAAUGCCUAUGCAUAUCACUGUGAAUACGGUAUUGGAUGGGUUACUUAAAGGACCAUUCAGUGCAACAUGGCAUCUUCAUCUCAAUGAAGUUGUUAUGGUGCCAGAAGGUCCAAGGCACUGUCUUACCUUAAGGAAUGAAACCGUUACGAACAGUUUAACUGCAAACUUCUGAAGACGGUGCCUAUCCACUCUGUCCAGCUCCUUCAGCCAACAGUCCAAGGGUUCAGUCAGGAAGCAAUACUUUGUUAUACAAAGUAUAUACAAAGCAAUACUAUGUUCGACAAAGAGUGUAUGAUGGGAAAUUCGUGUUUCACCAAUGAAUUAACUAUGGCAGAAAACAAAACUACAAAAAAAAAUAAAAAAAUAAAAGUAUGAUUGCAAUUAAUCUCAAAGGAAAAUCAACACAUUUAUACAUUAUAUCACCAAAUAUUCAAGCACAUAUUUAUAACUUGUAUGAUACAUUUAACAACCAUAAAUGGAAAUAGAUUACUUUGAGAGCCAGCUCUAGGUUGUCUGCUUAUGUAUAUAAUUAAUUGUUCUAAUCUAUCUAACAACUCAUUAACAUUUCUCUAAUAAGUGGGUGCCUGUGUUCAUCGACAUAUCAUAAGAAGUGUGCGUCAUAUGAAGCCCAAUGUGUUUACCCCAGUGCAUGAGAUGAGCUGAUUAACAAGUUAAAAUUAUGUUUUUUGCUUAUGCUUAACCCUUUGAGUGCAAGAUGUCAGAUACAUGACACAAUCAAAGGAUUCAUGGGAUAUUACAAGAGCUCCUACCUGGAGGAGAUCUUGCAGACUGAGGCAACAGACAUACAAGUGGAACAAAGAAGCCUCACUUUGAAUUAGUGAGCGUACUGGUGGACACUGAUGAUCACAUGAUAUUAUCAGCCCUGUGCAUUCUGGGAUGUGUAGUUCUGAAAAGAAUAAGGGUUUAGCUUGCAGUGCAGAAAAAAAUAGUCAUGUUUUGGGGGUAACAGCCCCUAACAUUGUAACAUUAGGUGUUUAAGAGUCUAAACCAGGCUUCUCCAAACGCCGGCCCUCCAGAUGUUGCUGAACUACAACCCCCAUGAUUCUCAGCCUAUCUAUUUCAUUCAUAGAAUCAUGGGAGUUGUAGUUCAGCAACAUCUGGAGGGCCGGAGUUUGAGGAAGCCUGCUCUAAACAGAGACAAUCCUGCUGCCUUGGACUACAUUUCCUAUGAUGCAUAACCAACUAUACAAUUUGGUCACAGCGUGGGUAAUGUAGUCCUCAGCAGCAUGAGUGCCAAAGGUUAGCAGUAGCUGUAAGAACUGAUUGAAGGAAAGCGAUUAUAUCUCUGUAUUUCUUGUAAUAUCUUUUCUUAUCCCUAUGGUUAACAAAUAUAUAUUUGUGAGGUGUGAAAAAUAGGAUUAAAUUGAGAAAUUCACACCUGAUUAUCCUGCCAUUGGGCGACUCCAUCUUGGCAACCUGUCAAAUAUUUUUAUAAACUCCGUUCUUUGCACCUGCAAUCAGCAUAUAGAAAGCAUACAGAGGAGAAAUGAAACAAUGUUUCCGUUACCCCUCUUCAUUUGCAAUGCUUUCUUCUGUUUGCUACCUAGCUAGAACCUCCUGAGGCUUAUGUCACAUGAGUAGAAGACUCUCUUAAUUUCUAAAGUGCAUUAAAUGGGCUAUUUUAGUUAAACACUCUUUAUAAAGAAAUGACUCACAUUAAACAAAUAGUGCAAAACCCUGCAUUUCUCUGAUGUUUAUAUAAUUUUAUUCUUCUACCAAUUUUAACUUUUGUAGAUAAACAUGUUUACUGUAAGGGUCAUGUUUUGAUGCCUCUUUAACUUGUUUAGGUUUCUCAAUAUAAUUGUAGCGUUGUGCAUAUUGUUACAACACGACAGUGGAUGUUCUCUAAAACGACACCAAAUAGCCAAUAGAAAACCUGUUAUAACAGAAAAAACCUCAAAUGUGAAUACAGCAAAAUGGGUGGUUACCUUUUUUGACGGUGGUAGGUAGGUAUCUAGAAGUUGAAGGUGAAUAUGAGGGACAUUCAGCUGGGAUUAAAUGGGAUGUCACACCAUAUGGAAUGAAGAGUUAAAUCCAGCAAUUAAACAGCAAUGUGAGGGUUCUGGAUACCAGUACUCAUAGGUCAGCAUCCAAAGAAAACCAAUAAUGAAGUAAAAUCUAAGUAGAUAUCCAGAAAUCAGGAUCCAGUGUUUAGGUCACAGCUGAGAGUAUUAAAUGGGCCUAAAAGUCCACUGUGCAAGUCAGGAUUACAACCAUUUACAAAAUCGAUUGUGAGAGGGUUACUCGGGAGUCAGAGUCCAAUAUCCAAGCCAGAGUCAGAUCCAUGUAAGCAAGCAGCGUAGAAAGGGUUAACCAGCAAUCAAAGUCUAUUUACCAAGCCAGGGUCGGAAUGAUCAAAGCAAUCAGCAAAGAAGGGGCUAAGCAUAAUUCAAAGACCAGUUUCCAAGCAAUGGGUCAGUACUAUUAAACAUGCAACUCAGUGCGGGUUUAUCCAUAAUCCAAGGUAGAGAGUAGCAGCCAAGGGGCUGGAGAGGGGGAGACCUGGAGGGAAAAAGAUAGACUAGCAUGGAUUAACAGUAUGGCAAGGUUCCGGCGGCAUGAAGUUAAAUAGUGUUACCAAGACUGGCCUUAGGGGUGAGCAAACUGUGCAGCCGUACAGGACACGAUGGCAAGGGGACACCGGAUGGCAAACACAGCUCGCACACGCAGGGGCCAGCAGAGUUUGAAAGGCGGUCUACAUGUAAGGGAGGAGGUGGCUGAGUAUAAUAUUGGUGCUGCUAAAUGGGCAACGGGGCAGAGCUAAAUGCACCUUGAACCCGCUGCCUGGUUGGUGCUGCACACUGAAGGGAAGCAGGAAGGAGUCAAUGCUUCCCAACAAAUAGACCUCAGGGACUUCAGUACACUCCAACCCUCCACCACCAGCCAGUGACAAUAUAUUUGAAGAGGUGACUGUGUGUAUGUGUAACUGUAACUGUGUGUGUGUUUCUGAAACUGUGUGUGACUGUCUACCUGUGUCUUUGUGUGUGACUGCCCGCCUAUAACUGUGUGCCUGUAACUGUGUGCCUGUAACUGUGUGUUUGUCUGCCCGUACCUGUGUGUGUGUGUGUGUGUGUGUGUGACUGUCUGCCUGUAACGGUGUGUGUGUGUGUGUGUGUGUGACUGUCUGCCUGUAACUGUCUGUGUGUGCCUGUAAUUGUGUGUGUGUGACUGUCUACCUGUGACAGUGUGUGUGAAUGUGACUGUCUGCCUGUAGCUGUGUAUCUGUGUGCCUGCACCUGUGUGUGUGAUCUUCUGCCUUUAACUGUGUGUAUGACUGUAUACCUGUGAGUGUGUGUCCGCUACACACACACUGUACAUGGAUGACUGAGUGUGACCAUGGAGGGUGUAACGGAGCUCCAGUACUCCAACCGAGUACCUCCGCCAAGUCUGCUUCCUUGUAGCUUUCAGGGACCCUGAAACACUUCAGACCCAGACGCCAUCGCUUUACUGGGAUCACUUAGGGCCUUUUCCACCCUGGACCAAACACCAGACAACACAUGGUGAAGGUUAAACAGCAACUCUUUAAUGAAUCCAGCACACAUAGUUUAAGCCCCCAACAGCCUAAUUUACAUACAAUAGGUUACAUAGAUUACUUUAGUACCAGGAAGGAUGGGGUCAGACAAUAGCAGGGGCUGAUGGGAGAUUGAGGAGGGACAGAACAGCUAGUUUAAACUGGUCUGGCAGUGUCUCUGGGACAACGACCUGCUGGGGAAACAAUAGGACAGGAAAAGGGGGGGAGGGGGAGAUGCACAGACCAGCAAUACAUUCAACAUACCCUGCACAAAUAAUAGGCACAAUGUGACAAAAGACACAAAAGGAAUUUGGGAGCCCACCCAUAGUGUCUGUCUUCCAUCCCCAGUGAUGGUGACUACCGUCACAUAGGGCGGCUAAGGCCGGAUCUGAGUGUUAUGUACUCGAUCUGAACCUUAGAGGAGAGGUAUUGGAAAAUCUCAGCCUGGAGUAAAACAUGGCAAUAAUCCUGUAUUUUGGCAUUAGUAGUUAUUUGACUUUUCUUACUUUUAUAACAGCUUAAAAAAGAAGAAAUUCAUGUAGCUGGCUGAAAAAGCUCAGGAGAGCGAAACACGUUUUGUCUGCAAGGACUUUUUACACAAUCGUGGACAGUGUUAUAUAUAAUUUUUGUUUUGUUUUAAACUGUUUUUAUUACUUUUUUAUUGUCAAUAAGUUUAUACAUUGAGAGUCCUCUGCAGCCCCAGGAACCUUCAUUGGGGAAAGUGCCAUCCCCUUUAUAGUGGCACUAUUCCUACAUACCUUGAGAACCUGGACUUGGGCUCUAAAUAAGGUGAGCUCAAUACCUACCUCUAUACCUUAUCCAUUUUAUACUAGUAAUACUACACAUUCUCUUUCUUUUUUUGGAGGGUAUAUUCCAUUAUAUUCCAUUAAAGGAGUGGUGUGAUGCUGCCAUAAAAGCAUAUCAGCAAUCUAUACAGAGCCAAUAUAUAUAUAGGCUCCAUCAAAUGUAAGUGAUCUGACCAAGCAGAGUCAUAAUAUUUGUUGACUAUUACCAUCUGCACUACAUCUGUACUUUUUUGUCUUUUAUCUAUUGCCUAUAUCCCCCUGUACAUCUAUAUAUACACGUGGGGCAAGUCACCCCAUUGCCUUUUUUUUGCACUUUAGCGCAAUCUAAGUCUGACAGUGGUGAUCUGAACAUUAAGGAGCUCAACUAAAAUAAAAUGUUUUGGCUACAGCAGACAAUGCCAUAACACCUACAGUGUUGGCCGAAAGCACUGCUAGACUGCCUUGGCAUACCUCUCAACAAUACCGGAUAUGACAGGACCAUCCCAAUUUCAGUGUCUUGAUCCACUGUCCUAGGUGUGAUCCCUGCUUCCCAAAUGUUAGGGCAUCAGAGAACUGUCCGCUCCAAUCUUAACGCAAGAGCAUCAAUAGACGAGUUUACUCUGAACUGAAAGGUGUCAGCUCACUAGUGUCUACUUAGCAAAUGUGUAACAAGUUAUCCCAUACCUCUGAUAACCAGCUCUCCUCUGGGUUUCACUUCCCAGUGCACUGUAAAAAUAAUCUGCAUGGGAAUAAAAACUGUUUCAAGUAGUGCUUUUAAUUAUGCAAUACCUCCCACUAUCCCUAUUUAGGAGUGACAGCCCCUAUUUUGUUUACCCAAAUCCCUAUGUUGCUCUUUUCUAGGAGCUCCAUAUUGUUGGUGUGUUUUGAGUGUGUAAGAGAGCUCCACGGCAAUAAUACUCCCAGUAAUGUGUCUUUAAACUACAAUAAAUGUGUUUAGAAAUCAGUCUGUGUAAAUAAUAUACAAUGUUCUUGUUCUAAACUACAUUAUAGUUGCAUAAACCAUUAUUAGUAACUUGGACCUCUAAAAUUAAAGUGAAAUUCACUUUAAAUUCACAUUGGAUUCUCACUUUAAUAAUUAACCCUUUAGUAAAUAAUGAUAUAAUUACUGAGUAGCGUUCACACCCUGUGUGUUCUGAUUAUCAUAAUCCUGUUUUAAUCUAUAUAUGGUUAUACUGACUACAUUCCUGGAUGUGUUAGGACAGGGAUAGGCAACCUUCGGCACUCCAGAUGUUGUGGACUACAUCCCCCAUACUGCUCUUACACACAUAAUGCUGGCAAAGCAUCAUGGGAGAUGUAGUCUAAACAAGCAUCAGCAGUGCUGAAGGUUGCCUAUGCUUGUGUUAGGACAUGAAAGUGAAAGUGAAAGUGAAAGUAACUGGUGGUUGCAGUAUGACAAAAGAAACAAAAAAAAAAAAUAUUUUGAGGAAGCGGGAAGAACUCUGCAGCUCUCUGAAAAGGUGAGUUUAUAUCUACAUUUAUAUUUAUUUGUGUGCUUGCUGGCAUACUGUUUAAUCAUUUUAUGUAGUUUAUAAAAACAUGUCUGGAAGAGAGCUCUAACAAAACAUGUUUUUUCUGCCCCCUCUGUUUUCUUAAGCACUUCUUUAUAACUUAUGAAUCUUUUUCACAUAAGUAUUAACUUAUAUUUAGAAAGAUAAGUUCAUAUGUAUAUCAAGAUGAUCAAGACUCAGGAAGGUCGAAACGUUGAUGCUUGUUUGAUGAAUAUAUUAAAUAAAAAAUACAUAGAGAGUGCUCCUUUUUGACCCUUGAUACAUACAGCACUGUUCAGCACCCAGGUGGUUACUAUUAGCUUUGUUUGUCGUUGGGAUGAUUGCCAGACAUUUUAUAUAUAUAUAUAUAUAUAUAUAUAUAUAUUUAUACACAGUCAUGGAAAUAGAAAGUACACCCUCUUUGAAUUCUAUGGCUUUACAUAUCAGGACAUAAUAACAAUCUGUUCUUUAGCAGGUCUGAAAAUAAAUUAGAUGAAUACAAUAAAAUAAAUACAAAUAUUUACAACAGCUACAUCUGCAGGGUUAAAACCUGAGGGACCUGGCACCCAGACCACUUAAUUGAGCUGAAGUGGUUUGGGUGACUAUAGUGUCCCUUUAAAAUAAAACCAAAAUGGAGAAAUGUGUGAAAAACUAAGUACACCCUUACUGCUUCUAUAGGAAUUAAGAGGCUAAGUAGCAGACAGGUGCUGCUAACAGGGCCGUCUAUAAUAUGAUUAGGACCCUGGGCAAUGCAUUUUCUUGGGCCCCAUGGGCCCUGUCCCUGCCACUGCCUCACCCCCCAAUUACGUCCAACCCGCAAUCACACUGACAAACGUACUGGCACAUACACACACAGACAGACAUUAAAACAUUCACAGAUACAUACUGACACACACAGUCACUACACACAAAUAUAUACUGGCAGACAUACUGACACACACACAGACAUACAUACAUACAUACACAGACACAUACAUUAACAAAUAUACUGACACACACACAAACACAUACACUGACAGAUAUACUAAAGCACACAGACACAUACACUGACAGACACAUUGACACACACACACAGUCAUACUGACAUACACACUGACACACACACACACAGGCAUACUGACAUAUACACAGACUGACGUAAUGUCUGAUACAGACAGACAGUAAAACAUUCACAGAUAUAUACUGACACACACGUACACUGACAUACAAAUAUAUCCUGGCAGACAUACUGACACACACACACACAGACAUACAUACAUACAUACAUACACACACAGACACAUACACUGACAGACAUACUGACUGACACACACAUACACACACAGACAUACUUACAUACACACACAGACAUACUGACACACAAAGACAUGCUGACACACACACACAGACAUACUGACAUACACACAGACAGACGUACUGGCACAUACACACAGACAGACAUUAAAACAUUCACAGAUACAUACUGACACACACAAAUAUAUCCUGGCAGACAUACUGACACACACGUACACACACACACACAGAGACAUACCUACAUACACACACACAGACAUACUGGCAUACACACAGACAUACUGACACACACACACACACAGACAUACUGGCAUACACACAGACAUACUGGACACACACACACACACACACACACACAGACAUACUGGGCACACACACACACAGACAUACUGACACACACACACAGACAUACUGGCAUACACACACAGACAUACUGACACACACACACACACACACUGACACACACACACUGACACACACACACAGACAUACUGGCAUACACACAGACAUACACACACACACAGACCUACUGACAUACAUUUAGCCACCCUCCAGGUUCUUACUUUUUUCUGGAGGGUGGUUUCCCUGGUCCAGUGGCAGGCUGAGGCAGAUGGGAGUUCUCCUCUGGAACUCCCCUCCUCCCUGCCUUCCUCCUCCCGCGUGGCUAUCUCCGGUGAGAGGAAGUGACGUCACUUCCUCCCAGCUGGCUGCAGAACCGGAAGAGGGGCCCGGUCGCGCUGUUUAAGCGCCACAGCGCCCGACCGGGCCCCUGCUGACACAUGCUCCCCAGGUGGCCCUUAGUGCAUGGGCCACCCGGGGAGCCUCCUCAGUGUGCGGGAGCCGCACCGCCUGGUCCAUAGGAGCUUCGCAAAUCGCGGGGCCCACAGAGCAGCUGCUCUGGGCCCCCAGGAGCAACUGGGCCCGGGGCAGCUGCCCCGUUUGCCCCGCGUUAAAGACAGCCCUGGCUGCUAAUAAAAUGCCCUUGAUCUGUUGAUCAUCAGCAAGUGUGGCCACCUCUAUACAAGCUGAAGUUUUAGCAGUUUUCUGGUCUGGAGCAUUCAGGUGUGUUUACACUAUGCCAAGUAGGAAAAUCACCAGCAAUGAUCUUGACUGAAUGAUCAAACUGGGAAGGGUUAUAAGGCCAUUUCCAAACAAUUUAAAGUCCAUCAUUCUACAGUGAGAAAGAUUAUUCAAAAGUGGAAAAAUUCACUGGUACUGACAAAAAUAUCAGGUGAAAUAAUAGCGUGAAAAAACAAACAGCAUAAUUUUAGUUCUUCAAUAAUGAAAUGUAUUAGCAACCUACUAUUUAAAGCAUGGGUCCUCAAACUCCGGCCCCCCAGAUGUUGCUGAACUACAACUCCCAUUAUUCUUUGAAUUACAUAGAUAGCCAGAAUCAUGGGAGUUGUAGUUCAGCAACAUCUGGGGGGCUGGAGUUUGAGGACCCAAGAUUUAAAGAGAUACACUGAGACCAAAAUAACUUUAGCUUAAUAAAGUAGUUUUGGUUAGAAAAGAAGAUGCCCCAGCAGCCUCAUUGCUUCAUUUUUUGCCUUUUGGGGAUUAACCCCUUAAGGACACAUGACAUGUGUGACAUGUCAUGAUUCCCUUUUAUUCCAGAAGUGUGGUCCUUAAGGGGAGUAAAUCACUUUAUUUAUGAAACCCCGGCCACCUUCAUUGGCUGUGACUCACACAGUCUCUCUCCACACUUCCUAUAAAAAACAUUUUUAUUUAUUGCACAGUAUGUUUAAUUUAGAAUUGCGUAUAUCCAGCCCUGGUAAUAGAGGGGCAUCGUGUGUAUGAUUAAAGUUCAAUGUGUAGAGCAAGAGGUAGGGCCGGACUGUGACAAAAAUCAGAAAGGCAGUCCAAUACAAGAGGGCAGGGCCAAAGUGAGGGGCACAUUGUGUCAUCACCAAUGACACGCACAUGCACACCCAAAGUGGAUAUGCCAGUUUGAUUCCCCUAUCAGGGCAACUAAAGCUCAAUGCCCUGCUAAAGAGAUCUCACAGGGAAAAUGUCUCAUGAAUUUGCAUUUGUGGGGUAGACUACUGGUGGUGUAGUGUGUGUGUGUGUUUGUGUGUGUGGUGAACCAGUUUUUGUGUGGGGGUGAGCCUUGUGUGGUUGCAUGUGUGGUGCACACUAUCUGUGAUGUCCUAUGUGUUUGUGAGGAGACUGCUUGUAGGGCUAUCUGUGUGUGGGAAUUCAGCUUUUGGAAUUACAUAUGUAGGGCUAAUUGCAGGAGAGUAGACUUUUUAUUCCCUUGGGCCAGAGAGGAGGGUAUAUUACACCCUGGUGAUCCAGUGGGAAACACUUUGUCUACACCCCCAGCAGGUGCAGGCAGCUACAUCCUGCCUGUGUGCUGGGAAAGUAUAAGAGCAUUUCUGUGCUAACCCACAGCAUUACUCUGAUACAGGGACCAAAGUAGAGAUGUGCCAGAGGUUCAGACUUUCCCCAUGACAGCAUUAACAUGGGUGGGCGAUGUGGGAGACCGUGGACUGGUCAUGGACACCCGCACUUUUUGAGCUCCCAUAUUGGCCUUGGCCCAUGGCUAUCACGACCCAUCAGGAUUUUGCUUGGUUUGCCAAUGGCCAGUCUGGACCUGACAGGAGAUAAUUACUAAAGUAAACACACUGUGCUGUAAGAUCUGAUUAAAAAUGGGAGCUUUUUUUUUUUUAGCAAUUUCUUUUUGUGUCAAUCUUUAUUUUCUUCAGUGCAAAAGAGUACACAUAGGCUUGUAAAGCCACAACAGCAAAUGUAAGCUUUCAAUAAGACACAUGAUGUCAUAUUGUUAUGGCAUGACAUGACAUGUACUAGCACAUUUUUAGGAAAUCAAAAAGAAAACAAGAGAAAAUAACAUAAAUGCAGUAUCAGAUAUCCAGACACAGGCUUCAAGCUUAGGUUAGAUAAGACGAAAACUGUCUGGUAUAAAACUAGCAUUAUAGGUCGAUUAAGGAGUAAAGCAUAUAUAUGAGACAUGCAAUGGUACCAGACUUAUAACUACAUGAAAAUAAAGCAUGAUAUUGGUACUUAUGACUAGUGAAGAAGAGUACACUGACUCAUUUGUAAACACACCAGAAUAAGCUUAAUGUAGUUGUUCUGGUGAGUAUAAUAGCUCCCUUCAGGCAUUAUCAUGCAAACACUGCCUUUUCAGAGAAAAGGUAGUGUUUACAUUGCCCCUAGGGACACCUACAAGUGGCCACUCCUUAGAUGGCCACUGGAGGGGCUUCCUGGCUCACGGCUGCACAGUAAGCAGCCCUGCCGUUCAGCGUCCCCACGAGGGGCUAAGGGUGGGUUUAGCACUAUAGGGUCAGGAAUACAUGUUUGUGUUCCUGACCUUAUAGUGAUCCUUUAAUGUGCCACUGGGUACUAUGCCCACAGAAAAAACAGGACUAAAAGGACUAUACUGAAAAAUUAGAUUUUCAUGCAGGCUGUGUAAGUUACAGCCAAGGGAGGUGUGGCUAGAGCUGCAUAAAUAGAAACAAAAGUAACUCCUAAAUGGCAGAGAAUUGAGCAGUGAGACUGCAGGGGUUUAACAGAUCUAUACAUCAAAACUGAUUUUGGUUUUGGUACUUAGAGGGUCCCUUUAACAAAAAAAAUGUUUUUAAACUGCUACAGAUACUAAACCCAAAAUUGGUUUUGUUGUUUUUCUUUUGUUUUCUUUACUAGUUGUCCUGUGAUUCAUGUGAGUAAACGGCAGGUGGUCAAAGGACUUUGUGUUCGCAAAUUUCAGUAGGUGUUUAUUUAACAUAUGAAACUUUUCUUUCUGUUUCUGUUUAACUUCCAGAGUGAGAGAAAGAGGAAUUAUUACACGGUGACGGUGAGCAGCACUUGGUUUAAUGUACCUUAUCUCCCAGGUAAGAGCAUAAUAUGUUAUGACUUAAAGGAUUAGUCUAAUUUCCCAAAACACUUUAACUUAAAAGGAACACUAUAGGGUCAGGAAUACAAACAUGUAUUCCUGACCCUAUAGUGUUAAAACCACCAUCUAGCCCUCCAGUCUCCCCAUUGUCCCCAAAAAUAUAGUAAAAAUGUAUUCCUGACCCUAUAGUGUUAAAACCACCAUCUAGCCCCCCAGUCUCCCCAUUGUCCCCAAAAAUAUAGUAAAAAUCAUACCUUUAUUCCAGUCUGCUGCUUGGCUGAGAUCAUCAUAAAUGAUUCUCUCAGCCAAUCACAAUGAUGUAACAUAGCAUUGGCUGAGACUGUCAAGGAGGCAGAUCAGGGGCAGAGCCAGCACAAGUCAAACACAGCCCUGGCCAAUCAAUGUAUCUCUAUGAGGAAAUGUCAGUGUCUCCAUGCAGAGGGUGGAGAUACUGAAUGGAAGUACUGUACAGUGUGCUGCACUGCCCUAGGAAACACCUCUAGUAGCCAUCUGAGGAGUGGCCAGUGGAGGUAUCCCUAAGCUGUAAUGUAAAUACUGCAUUUUCUCUGAAAAGACAGUGUUUACUGCGAAAGCCUGAAGGGCUUAUACUCUGAUUAUACUCACCAGAACAAAUACAAUAAGCUGUAGAUGUUCUGGUGACUAUUAUACAAGUGCAUUCGUUAUAGGACGAAUAUGAUUUUGUCCUAAUUUCCAGGUCACGGGUUGGGGUGCGCGAGAAGGGGCAUGCGGGAGGAUUUAACCUCCCUUUAAUAAUAUGGGUGUCAUAGUGACCCCCAUAAGAUUUAAUGCAUGGGGCUGGGUAGGAAUUGUUAAUGUUUAUUACAAGGAGUGAGCUGGUAGCGCUGCUGACCCCCUCUUUGCUCUUUUAGUUUUUUGUGUAUGCGCCAAAAUGUGCGAAAAAAAAUAUUUUUACUAAAUUUCAUCCAAAAAACGAAUGCAACAGGGAAGGGGGAAUACAUUUUUAUUUUUAAAUAAUUAUUAAUUUAAUACAUAUUAUAUACAAACACUACAAAUAUUGACACACACUACACAUGGAUGAAGGGGUAUGACCGGCGGGGAGGGGCUGUGAUGAUUUUUUGCACAGGGCGCUCUAGGCCGGCCCUGAUUCCUCUCUUGCAACUAUCACUAGUCUAAUACUAUCCUUACCUUUUGUGUCACUUUACCCCACUUCCUCUAGCAUGUAAGCUCAUUGAGCAGGGCCCUAAACCCCUCUGUUCCUGUGUGUCCAACUUUUCUGGUUACAACUACAUGUUUGUUCAUCCACCCAUUGUAAAGCGCUACAGAAUUUGUUGGCGCUAUAUAAAUAAUAACAUAAUAAUUCCACUCAACAUAAAUGAUGUUUAUUGUUGCAAUGUCUUUCUCUUUUUUUCUUACUGUUAAAUAUAGCUUUAACUGAAAAAAUAUUACAUUGCCACUUUAACAUCUACAUUUGUCUUCACUGAACAUUGUUAAGAUAAUCUUUUUUGCGCCUUGUUCACAUUGUAUAAAUACAGUUUGGUUCAAUUUGAAGUUUUUUUAUGCAAUAAAAUUUCUUAUCUUACAGCCAUGACUGAGGAACGCACAAGUGAAGCAGGUGAAGAACAAGGAAUCACAGAAGAAAAAGACUUGGCAGAAAAACUAAAUGAAGUGGGAUUAGAGCCGAAAAAAUGGCUGCCUCUGCUCAAGCAAAUUUUGGGUGUAACAAAUGUGCAAGUCCUAAAACACACUGGCCCGCAAGAUUAUCAUAAAAUAGAAAAAAAAGCUGAUCAUCCUUGGGAAAAACACUCACUUAGAAAACUGUUGAAUGCUGAUGGAGGCCAGAUAACAUUAAGUCAAAUGCAAGAUGACCGCAUCAAACGAUUAAAAGAAAAUCAAGAUGGCUCUAAGAAAGCCCUGGAAGAACUGAAGAAAAUGAUGAAUGAAGGCAAAACACAUUUCAGCAAGGAAAUUUUGGAAAGUGAGAAAAACUUGUGCAAAGCAAUGGACAUAUCAAAAGAAUCAUGGCCCUCAUCUAAUGAACCGUUGGAAAAAGUGGUUGAGAAACUACACAUGAUGCUGAACAUGAAGGAUGAGGUACUUUGUAAUGCUACCAACCUGCCUGAUAAAGGUGUUUUUCUUAAUGCUUCUUGUGGCCUUGCCUUAGAAGGUAUAUAUAUGACAUCAAAACAAGAUGAUGUCCUAAAAAAGAGAGAACAAAUUAUUGCUUUACCGGAGGACAUUCACUUAACUUGUCCACAGAAAGGACCUGUGUUUGAACAGAAAGAAUUCUCAUCUUCUACAGCAGAGUCAACAUUCCAUACAACCAUGGAAAAGCUUGGAUACAGUAUAGCUGCCUCAGCAAAGGGUGGUUUCUGGGGUUUUCAGGCAGAAGCCAAUGCCAAUUAUAAGACAUCUGAAAAGUCUGCAAAUAAGAGUGUGUUCCACACCGAACAAGCUUAUUUUUGCACGACAAAAUACAACUACAUUCCACUGGCAUCCUGUUAUAUUCCUAAAGAUAAGCUCUGUCUUUCUGGAGCAGCUCUUAAGGAUUUACAAACCAUUGAGGAGCUUUCAAGACACAGCCCAUUAGAAGACAAGUUCACAUUGAUUAGAGAACAGUACGAGAAAUUUUUCAUUCGUUAUGGCUCCCACGCAAAUCAAGGAACCAUUCACUUUGGAGGAAUUUUCUGGUGGAAAGCAACUUCGCAAGGAUUCAAGGAAGACAAGCUAGAGGAAAUUAAAAAAGAGAAUUCAGAGGCUCUCAAUGUUUAUGCAGGUGGCAGCUAUGAAGGGUCAUUCUCUGCCGCAGCUAGUGUUGAUGUGACACGAACUAACUCUAAAAAGUCUUCUCUUGAAACAAAACAACAAACACUCACGAAACAAACACAGCUUUAUGUGUCCAAAACUGGAGGACCUGUUGGUGUUGAUUGCCACAAUUUAUGGAAAUGUGGACUUGUUGCUAGCAACAAGACAUGGAAUGUGAUUGAUCGAGGCUUUUGCCUUAUACCUGUAUGGGAAAUAAUAAUUUUUGCUCACAGGGAGGAUUUCAAAGAUGUCCGCCAAGUUAGCAUUGACCUUACAAAAGUCUAUGAAGCCAUUACUAAUCAAUCCCAACAUUUGCUAUUUGGUGAGAAUAUUGUCACUGCACUGGAGGAAGCCAGGAAGUUCCUGUCCGAUCUGUCAUCCUGGGAGGUAACAUCAGCAGAACUGCAGUUAGCCAGGCUGAUUGAUUUUAAGCAAAGGUUAAAUGAAAUAACAAAAAACUAUAACAUUUGGGUCAAUGUUUGUCUGCCUGACAAGGGGAUUCAACGUUUCUUAGGAAAAGUUAUUGAAUCAUACAAAAAUACCCAAUCUGAUGUGACUUUCAUCCGGUCACAGAUUAAAUGUUUGCUACAAAAUUAUGAAUGUUCAAAGGAGAACUUAACUGCAUACUCUUUUAUAAUCAAAUGGGUGUAUCAGUCAGAGGAAAAGCAAAGCUCUGUUUCUAUUAAAGACUUUUCGAUGUUCAUUAAUGUUCUCUCACAAGCAAAGAAUGAUCUUCUUCCUGCAAGUACUUGUCUGUACAUUUCCGAGGAAGAAAUUAGUGAAACCCAAAUAAAAGUUAAUAUUACUGUUCUUUCAGCAAUCAAUUCAUUUUUAAAGACACUUAAACAUAUGGGUCAGACUGAUAUUGAACUUUUGAUAAUUACAGUUAUGAGCAGUCUUGGUUACUGCUUAAGAAAGAAAGAUUUCCAAUAUUUCCUUGGCUGGCAAGAAAUUCGAUUAAUGGAAAAGGAAAUAAAACGCCUGUACAAUGAGUACAACAAUCUCAGGGAGCUUCAGGUUUAUCGAGCACAAGCUUUUGUGCUAAAGGCAGGUUUAACAGCAGGUGAUAAUGUUAGACCUAAAUCUUUCGAACAAAAAAAAGAGCUUGUAGACUACAUGGUAAAAACCAUGAAAAGUUACCUUGAACAGGAUAUUCUAGAUGUGCUAGAAAAGCAUUCUGAAUCCUGUGAGUUUCAGUCUCUAAAAGAAGAUUUGGAUCUGUUUAUUGCUGAUCUCUAUGGAGCGAAAAUGAAGCAAAAACCUGAAGAAAUUACUAAUAGAAUAAAAAAUGUUUGUCAAAUAAUUUGUCCAGAAGAUAUAUCAGCACAUACAUCCAGCGACCUUCAAGAAGCUCCAGAAGAAAGCUUGAGAAUUACCACCAACCAGGAGUUUUCUAAUUUGAUACAGAGCCUUGGGCUAGACAAAUAUUUCCCAAAAAAGAUGAGCAGAAAAAAACUCUGUAUCGUGAGCAAAUUCUCAGUAGACCAAUUAAAGACAGAACAUGAUCUGCCUUCAUGUUUUGUCCAAAUGCUUAUGACGUUAGAUUACAGAUUCAGAUACUUGGUUUGCAAAGAUACAAGUCAAGCAAAUAUUCCUGGAAAUGUUAGUUACCCAACACAACAAUUAAAUACAUUUGAUUCAGCAGAUGAUUUUUUAAAUAAUUUCCAAAAAGAAGAUACCAUACAAGCAAAAAGUAACAUGCACCCUGCAGAUAUCCUCAUGGCAAUGUUCUACUGUGCAGAUGAUUUCAUGAGACAAUAUAUGUUUUCCAAGCUUUCUCUGUGCCAGUUUGCACUUCCCUUCCUCGUGCCUUUGCCAUAUGAGGAUUCAAUAGAACUGCCUCUGUGGUCUCUUAGACUUGUCCAAAAAAGUAUUUUAUCUGCUGGAAAAGAUGGGGCAAGAAGUCAUCAAGAAAAACUCAUUUGCAAAGUUGAGAAUCCAAUGGCCUGUUUCACACGGAUUGGAAAAUCCAAUCUCUCAAAAUCACAAAUAUUAAACAACUUGCUUAGUACCUCAAAGCAUGACAUUUUCUACCAUAGAAACUGCAAAGGCUGUGAAAAGAAACCUAUAUUAAUGGAAGGUGUUGCUGAAAUCUUUUGGUUUUGCCCUAGUGGGAAGGAUGAGAACCAAUAUGAGUCAUGCACUGCUUUUGUCAAUUUACAUGGAGAUGCAAAGGAACACAAUCAACAAUCUGAUUUCCUACUUGAGAUCUCUACUGUUAAUAUCCUUCUGUUCUCUGAUUCAGAAAUGGAUAAAAAAGGCAAAGAUUUGCUCUCACGUAUGUUACAAAGCAAAAAACCUUUGAUAUGCCUCUGCCCUGAUCGAGAAUUUGCAAUAGGAACAAGCAAUUCUACUCAGGUGAUAAUUGGCCUCAAAAACCAAAAUGAAGCCAAAAUCCUGGAAGAGCUGUCUAGAACCCUGAAGCGCUUAUUGGGACUCUCCAAGAAGUCACAAAGUCUUGAAACCUGUGCUAAGAUUGCACGAGAUUGUGGUUUCUUUGUUGAUGAGGAUAAUUCUGAGCACGCAGAAGGGAAAGCCUCAGGCACAUAUUUGCUUAACUACAUAAAGGAAAAUGACUUAAUAAAGUCUAAGGAAGAAUUGUUGCCAAUUUCAGGACACUUGUGGCAUUCAUGGUGCAAAAAAGAUAAAGAGUUGUCUCGUCUUGCAAACAGGAUGAAGAGAAGUAUUGAGCAACAUAAAAGUGAAAUAGAAUCAGAGAAAAUGGCAAUAAGACGCAAACAGUUGGAAAAGACCCAAGACAAUAAUUUCAUGCUGUCUUUUAUUACUAAGCUAAAAUCAUUACCAAAACCAACUAAAAUGUUCUUUUUACAAUGGUUUAAAUUAUUCAUAGAUGAUCUUUCUUGUGAUCAUAUUAAGGAGCUGCAGUAUCAGUACAAUCAACUAUGGUCCCAUCUUCAAACAGAAAAAUCUAAGAGUGAAAAUCUGAGCAGCACUCUCCUACAGGACAUGGACAACCUAAGCAGAAAGAUAAAUGCCUGUAUGUUUGGUCUAGAGCAUGUACUAAGGGAACUUGGUCAAACAUAUGAAGUAUUAAGUGAACUUAAGCUUAACAAUGAUAACUGUUACACAGAGCUCCCAAAAAUUGCUGCAGAUCUCAUGGCAUCAGGCUAUCCGAUAGAACUAAUGGAUGGAGAUGCUUCCUACCUUCCAUUAAAAUGGAUUAGAGCUGUUUUUGAUGAGCUUAUUAAAAUUAUAGGCGAUAAGAAAUUAUUUGUGCUUUCAGUACUUGGGGUCCAAAGCUCAGGAAAAUCAACUCUACUAAAUACCAUGUUCGGUCUUCAAUUUGCAGUCAGUCCUGGACGAUGCACACGAGGAGCAUUUAUGCAACUUGUUGAUAUUGAUGAAGAUUUGAAAAAAGAUUUAGGCUUUGAUUUCAUUCUUGUAAUUGAUACAGAAGGACUUCGGUCAAUGGAACUGGUCAACCAGUCAAAUCAGAAUCAUGAUAAUGAGCUAGCAACCUUCGUUAUUGGUGUUGGGAAUAUGACAUUGAUUAAUGUGUUUGGAGAAAACCCUUCUGAGAUCAAAGAUAUUCUCCAAAUUGCUGUGCAGGCUUUUCUAAGGAUGAAACAGAUAAAACUUUCCCCAAGUUGUGUGUUUGUUCAUCAAAAUGUAUCAGAAAUGUCUGCUUCUGAGAAAAAUUUGGAAGGCCGUAUACAUUUAGAAAAAGAACUGGACAAAAUAACCAGUCUUGCAGCUGAGCAGGAGUUUUGUAAUGUCCAACGUUUCAGGGAUGUCAUCAGAUUUGAUGCAGAGAAACAUAUCCUUUAUUUUGCUCACUUGUGGUUAGGAAACCCGCCAAUGGCACCACCCAAUCCUGCAUACACUCAAAAUGCCCAAGAACUGAGAAAUAUUAUCCUUCAAGCUGGUGGAACAGAGGCAAAAAGUCUUUUGAGCAUCUCUGAACUUAAAGUUCGCAUCGAGGACCUUUGGCUCGCCUUAAAGAAUGAGAACUUUGUAUUCAGCUUUAGAAACACCCUGGAAAUUUCUGCUUACAGCAAAGUAGAAAAUAGAUACAACCACUGGACCUGGCAGUUGAGACGACAUGUUCUGGAGUUACAGAUAAAAUUGAGCAAUAAGAUUAAGAAAGGGGAGAUUAGUAAAUUGGAACGGAAGGAUGUACAAGAGAUGGUACAAGAGAAGUUUGUUGAUAUUGAUAAGGAAUUGAACAUUUUUUUCAAUGAGGACAAAGAUAAAGAAAUACUGGUUCAGUGGAGAGAAAAUGUUAAAAAGAGGUUGAAGAAUCUUCUGAUUGAACUAGUCGAAGAAACUAAACGACAAGGACAAGAUCUGAUAAGACUAAAAAAGAGCCAGAGCAAAGUAAAACAAAAGCAAACAGACUAUGAAGAAGAACUCUUUAAAAAAAGCAAGCAAGUGGCGCUUACUAUAAAAAAUGAGGAUUUAAAAGAAGAGGAUCUGAGAGAACAUUUCAUUACUCUCUGGCAGUCUUGGGUGAUGGAAAUCAAGUCCUCGCUCCCGCCUGUUGAAAAACCUAAUCUAAUUAGGGAUGCAGAAGCAAUUAUUUGGGAUUAUUUCCAAAAUGAGCCUGGUAUAGCUGACAAAUUGAGAGAUGUCUCUAAGUGGAAGCUAUUUUCCAUUGAUUUUGGAAAGCACAUUUCUAUGAAAAGACGUUUUCUACUGGAAAAAUCGUUAACUCAACAUGAUAAGUACUUCAUUCAGAAUGUGGUAGAUAACCUCAAGAAGGAGAUUACUGAAUAUUUGGAAAAAAAACACCAAAAUAAUGUAGAUUAUAAUGAAGGAUUUUUUCAUGAAAUAAUAAACAUAGUACUGGAUGACGGUAAUUUGAAAUCAGAAAGCAACAACUUCACAUUCACUAAAACUUUGAAAGUUGAUUUGUCAUUAUACUUGUUUCAUAUGGCGAUACCAUCAUUUGAUGAAUUGCAGCAUGUUUUUCAUAUUAUGAAUGACCCACUGGAAGUUCUUGAGAGUAGACAGGAAGAGUUUUUUAAUUGUUUCAAAAUCUCCUGUGAAGGAGCUACUUCAGUCACAACAUUCGCCAAUUACCUAUGCUCUAAGCUCAUAGAUGAUGUUUGUUCUGCAGUAUAUAACCGAACAGCAUUAGCUGUUGUAGAUGAGAUGAGCUGUAAUUUUCCAGCCUUUAGUGGUAAUCGGUCCAAGUUGGAAACUUACAUUUUAAUACAUCUCGCCGAACAUGAAGACUUUGAAAAAUACAGACAGUACUUGCAUUUUCCAGAGCAAUUUUUUGAAAGCUACAUUGAGGAAUGUGUUCAUGGCUACUGUUUAAACCAGAGUUCUCCAAGGCUGAAUAACUUAAUAAACAUCAGUGUAGAUCAUUAUCAUAAUCUUUUACUUUUGGCAAUUAGUGAAUCUACCCAGCUUGCCACAGAUAAAGGCAGCAAUGUAUCAGGGUGGCUAGAUGAGUUCUACAAACGAGUGGAAGACAUUGUCUCCUUUUCAAGAGGUGAAUUAAGAAGCAUAGAGCAUCAGGAGAUCCGAGACAUCGAGUUUAUCAAGGAAGCAAUGAGCAAGGCUUGGGAUGUGUCGAUGGAUACCUUGAAAACCAAACUUGAUAGAAGUAGUUUUGACUGUUUUGAGACAAAGCCAUCAAACAUUCUAGUGAAGCAACUAUGUGGAUGUUGGGAGCAGUGCCCAUUCUGCAAAGCAAUUUGCACCAACACCAUCCCAGGUCAUGAUGGGGACCACAGUGUCCCUUUCCACCGAUCCCAAGCAAUUAGUGGCAUUCCAUGGAUUAAGUCCAAUGAAUUUGUCACAGAAAUCUGUUCUACUCUUGUAUCAUCUGAUGCCUGUGCAGUAAUAAGUGAUACAAAAGAAAUUCCAUACAAAGAUUAUCGAAAGAUUGGUCCCAAUUAUGAAAAGUGGAGUAUCACACCGGAUACCUCAGCCCAGCCCUACUGGAAAUGGUUUGUUUCUUUUUUCCGGACCAACCUGGAAAAUGAUUAUGGGUGCAGGUUUGUAGGGAAAGGUGCGAUUCCACCCCAGUGGGAAGCAAUCACCAAAGAUGAAGUCAUUGACAUGCUAAAAGAACAAAUUGGUACAAACUAGUCUAUUAUCGAAACAUCCUUGCUUUAAUAGCACCAGAUUUAAUGUUAACAGCCCAAUUUAAAGGAUGUGUAUCUCAUCCAUUACACCACUGAACAACUCUCAAAGCUAGUACCAAAACUCCCACAGACAUUAAUAGAAAUCUUGAUGUUAAUUCAUAUUUAACAGGCACAUGUGCAUGUAAAAACUAAACAGUUAUGCAGUCAAUCCUAUGUCUCCUUUAGGUAGGUAUAUCCAUAAGAUAAUGCAAGCCCACUAAAGGACUUCCAUAACAGGUAUCCAACCUACUCUAAAGUGAAAUAUCUUUAAAGUUUUAAUGCACGUACCAAAUAUAUAUCACCAAAAUACCAAUUUGAACCAAGUUUAAACACGUCUGGUUCAUUCACUAAACUGUGAAAUUUAAAUAAAUGGGCACAAUUUAGGCCCCAACAGCCAAAUACUAAUAAUUGCUGGUAAAGCGUGCUGGGAGCAAUCUUACUUAUUGCCAAAAUUAAAAAUCCAUAUUUGCAUUUGAGAAUUAGACAUGCAAAUCACUUAUCCACAAUAGAAUUUACUCUCAAUAUUGUUUUGGUGUACUUGCUAAAGCCCUGGGAAUAUUUAUUGUGAGCGUCAUAGUUGGUGCAUGUGUGCAUUUGUUGCACUCGUCCUUACAGGAAUAUAUUUGUUUGACAAUGAAUGAAUUCAUCUGGCAUAGAACCCCUUUAGGUUAAUUGUUAAGCUGAUUGAUCAAGUAUUAACAGUAUCUUGAGUAAAAAUUAAACAUUAAAAAGAUACACAGACAAAUCUAUAUGGAUAUAUUUGAAAUCAGGCUGAGGGAGAGAGAUAUAUUAGGGUCAGAUGGGCCUGCAAUA